Molecule: messenger RNA, 49849 nt
Organism: Podarcis lilfordi (Lilford's wall lizard)
Lineage: Eukaryota; Metazoa; Chordata; Lepidosauria; Squamata; Lacertidae
Source: the annotation of a GenBank genome assembly
GGGGUUGACGGGCUAGUCACGGAAAGAAGCCGGAAGUGCGUGUGGCGAGAGCGAGAAGGGCUGGACCCCGACUUUUGCGUGCGGUGUCGGGGGCGAAGGCCGAGGAGCCGGGCAGCGAUAGGGGCCCUUGCCACUGUCUUGCUAGCGGCGCAGCCUUCCAAGUCCCUUCGCAUGCGCGGCCCGGUUAUCCUCACAACAGUCCCGUAAGGUAGGCCAGCAUUAAUUGUUUUUAGGAAGAGAAGCGGCGGGAGAAACAUGAAUCGGUGAUGUUUUAUCUGCAAGCCGCCUUGAGACCCUGGUCAGGGGAAAAGGUGGGGUAAAAAUAAAUAAGUAUAGAAUGAUAACAAUAAUGUCCAGAUUUAUAAUUUUGGCUGUCACCCUGUGCAUGUUAAUAAUAAUAAUAAUAAUAAUAAUUUAUUGUUUAUACCCUGCCCAUCUGGCUGGGUUUCCCCAGCCACUCUGGGCGGCUUCCAACAAAAUAUUAAAAUACAAUAGUCAGUUAAACAUUAAAAGCUUCCCUAAACAGGGCUGCCUUCAGAUGUCUUCUAAAAGUCUGGUAGUAUUUUUUCUCUUUGACAUCUGGAGGGAGGGCGUUCCAAAGGGCGGGUGCCACUACCAAGAAGGCCCUCUGCCUGGUUUCCUGUAACUUGGCUUCUCACAGCGAGGGAACUGCCAGAAGGCCCUCGGCACUGGACCUCAGUGUCCGUGCAAAACGAUGGGGUGCCUUCCAGGUGUUUGUUGUAAUCCACCUUCAGUGGGAUUACAAUACUGUUGUAAUCAUAUCAACUUAAUGCAUUGUGAAUUGUUUUGAAGACUUGAAAGCAUAUUUAAAAAAACACAGACUCAAAAGUACUACAGUGGUGCCUUGGUUUAAGAACAGCUUAGUUUAUGAACAACUUGGAUGAAGAACACUGCAAACCCGGAAGUAGGUGUUUUGGUUUAUGAACUUUGCCUUGGAAUAAGAACAUGUUUCGCUUCCUGUUGAAUGUGUUCCAUUUGUAAAUUGAGUCCCCCGCUGCUAUGGGAAAGCAUGCUUUGGUUUAAGAACGGACUUCCAAACGGAUUAAGUUCGUAAACCAAAGUACCACUGUAUACGUAUUCAUUCUAGACAUUGUUAAGAUUAAUGGCAGGGAUGGUGAGGCUUUUUCCUAAGAGUGAAAGAAGGGGAGGGAAAGUAUGUGGGGCUAGUGUUUUGUUUGUUAUUAUGUUGUUUGUGUUUUUAUUCUGUAAACCGCCCUGUGAUCCUCAGAUGAAGAGUGGUAUAUAAAUCAGUCAGUCAAACAAACAAAUAAUAAAACUGUGGCUGGCUAGGAGUGAUGUGGACAGACAGAUAAGAUAGGCAUGGUAGUAUAGGCAUUUGAGGCGAAUAAGAUACAUACUGGAAAGCCGUGGCCGUGGGCUUAGUAGCCUGAUGUUAUGUGCAUUAGCUUGGCAGUAAAUCCUAUUGAGGCUUAUUCCCAGUGAUUUCAGCCAUACUGAAGUCAAUGUAUGUGAUUAGUGUUGCCACUGCAAUGAGCUUCAGGAUUUGUUUGCAAGUAAGCACACAUAGGAUUGGGCUGCAUGACACCAGACAGAAGAGAAAAACAGAGGAGGUAUGGUGGCACAUAUUUCAUGACUUAGUGUCACAUAUCGCAUGUCGUGUGCAAUAUUAAUGGAACACACUUGUGGUUUUCUGGAAGCGCUUUGGAAAAGAAGUGGGGGCUGGGCAACCAUCAGCAGAAGAGGGAGAUAAUGCGGAUAACUGGAAUGAGGGAAACAGGGACAACUUCUGACUGAUCCCAUUAAAAUAUCCAGCUCCAUCUGGCCUGAUGCUGUCUUGCACUGACUGAGAACAGAACAAAGAGAAAUGAACAGGAACAGGAAGCCACCUUCAGGAGGCAAAGGCGCUGCCACACCUAGACAGGUAGGUUGCUAUCCUCUUUUUCUGUGGUGUGAUCUGUCUUAGGUGCUCUUUCUUGAAAUCACUUUGUUUUAGGCUGUUAGAUGCUACUUUCACAUCUUGAGCACUAUGAAAUAACAAUGUGUAGACACAACAGGUCCUCUCCAGCCACUCUUGUUUUAUGCCCAUAGUGUGUAAUCCUUCUGCCACAGGAAAUCUUGUUUUGUAGCAGUAUAAUUCUAAAUGCUCCUGAGUAAAUGUCUCCUCAUGCUUAUGUUUGCGGAAAGACUUUUGUAGUCUUUCUUUUUCUAGUUACCCAUACCAGGUUAACCCUAUCCUAAGCCUCACUAUUUUCCAUGCAUGCAGGGAGGGGCUGGCCCUCCCCAAAGAGGCAUAUUCAAAUAACAUAACCCUUUCAGGUUGUACAACCUGUGAAGCUAACAGUCAAUAUAACUGGGUUAAAAACACAACUUUACUUACCUUUUUAAAAUAAAAGGGUAGACUCUAAUAAAGAAGUUUGAUAAUGUUUUUAAAAGCAUUGUAUAUGACUCUAUCAUAAGCAUAAAUGUCUCUAACAAAUGUUAACAUACUGGGUUGCCAAAUGCACAAUUUGGCCCUAGUGCUUCUGCUUUUUAGGGUUUCCAGCUUACUGAAACCAUGUUUAAAGAUACAAUAUGCAUUUAAUGCAUCUACCAGGCUUUUAGAAGACAUCUGAAGGCAGCCCUGUUUCGGGAAGCUUUUAAUGUUUGAUGUAUUAUAGUAUUUUAAUAUUCCUUUGGAAGCCGCCCAGAGUGGCCGGGGAAGCCCAGCCAGAUGGGCGGGGUAUAAAUAAUAAAUUAUUAUUAUUAUUAUUAUUAUUAUUAUUAUUAUUAUUUUAAUUGUAACAGUAUCAUUAGAUGCUGCACCAAUAAAAAGUUGACACGGUUGUGACCCAGCUGUGUUGUGGUUAGGGGGCAGAGUGAGAAGUGGGAAAGACUGUUGGAUGAACCUUCUUCACUGCUUUGUAAAGUGGCAGUAGGUGUGGCAGAGCAACAAAUUAGUUCAUAGUCUGCUUGCAAGAGGAAUUAUUGUGCAAAAUGCUUCCUUGUUCUGGAGAUGUUUUCCAAGAUGUUAAUGUGGGUGUGACUUGGGUGUGUUCUGAGUUUAGUCCACCCUUUUAGAUUCCAGUAGGCAGAGCAAAGCAGCGUAAUGUAGGGCAAUUAUAUUUAAGUAUAGUCUUGCUGUGACAGUGGCUUAACAUUCCUUAGCAAAUAGAGAAACCUCUGAAGGCUGCUUCCUCAGCUGGUGGAUUAAUAAGGGCUGAGCAAAUAGGCCCUAGUGGAAGGGAACAAGCACUUGCCUAGGGCAUCAGGCUCCUGUGCAACAAGUAAAAAUUGUGAUGCUAUGAAAAUUCAGUUAAUAGAUCAAGUACAACAUUAGGACAAUUUAAAUGUUAGAAACGCCCCCAGUAAUAUGGUAGCCAGUAGAGUAGCAUCAAUUCUGAUAGUAAAAACAACAUAUAAUUCUAUCAGUAGACUCAUAAUGUCAUUUAUGUUCCCCUGAAAACUAGUACUUUUUAUGCAAUAAGUAUCCAUACAAUAGGCUCACUUAUUAUUGCUUAAUAAUAUUUAAGGCAGAAGUCUCUGUUCUACGCUGCAAGAGGUAGUUAAAGGAAUCUGGUUUUUUUUAGAAAAGCUAAAGGGGUUGUAAAACACUUAUCUUCUUUGAGGUGAGCUUCAGAAGCACCCACACACCCCCAUAUUGUAUCCAAGCUUGACAUAAUUUCUCUGGCAUCUCUAGAUCUAACAUGCACAUUAUUCAGGCAGGUUUGUGUGGUUACUUCUGUGGUUAUGAAGGAACACUACUCUUGUUACAGAGAAAUGAAACUCUAAGUUCCAUUGGGGCAAGACUUCAUCUCACGUUCCAUCUAUUGCCAUUCUAUACCCUGCUGCAGGGUUAUACACGCUGGCAAUAUCUUACCAGAAAGGCAGUUUGUCUACCAUUAUUAGUCUUCUCUGUAACUCACAGAUAAAGGAGGCAUAACAUAUAGAAUAAGAGAACAGGAAGAAAAUACGUUUAAAGAAGAUCGGAAAACAUUUAUUGAAUAUAUGGAAAAUAAUUCAGUGUACAGCUGAAAACGCUGUCAGCAUUAAGAUAAAUUCAACAGUGUAAAUAAGUUUUGAUGGAUGCAAUAAUGGAAAACAGAUUGGUAUAGUUUUUGUAAAAUAUGCGGGGAUAUAAGAUAUGUAAAAUUAACCAUGGAAAGAGAAGAAGGGAAGUCACUGAUAUCUUAAGUAGGUAAAAUGUUUAUUUGAAAUUGUAAAACAGAAAAUUUAAUAAAAAUUAUAUUUUUUAAAAAAACCUAAAGUGUGUAUGUACACCUGGGGGGUGCGGGGGAUAAAGGAGGCAUACCCUGUUGGGAAUGCUCCAGGGAAUGCCUGGGCAGUGAUGAGGCACAACAUGAAUGUGAAUGAAGACUGUGCCCCAGAAAGCGCUGCAAGAUGCAAGGAAUCUGUGGCUGGUGCUCAGGGGUUUCUUGGCAAACCAAUCAAUGGGCAAAUCAAUGUUGUGAGAGUUCCCACAUGGUAUGAAGUUUGAAAAAUGCUGCACAGGGUCAUAUCCUGUUGUGGCUAUCAUUGAUAUUUCAUAAGAAAAGGAAAGAAUUAGAACAUAAUGAAUAUUUGUGGUUUUUUGUUUGUUUGUUUUUUUAAAAUCAAAGGAACAGUCACCAAAAUCAAAAACACACAAGCUAUAUACAGUACAUACGUACCUCUGCCCAAUGCUUCAGCUGAAAAGGUUCCCGGAGUAGCUUACAUAUACAGUGGUACCUCUGUUUAAGAACAGUCCAGUUUAAGAACGAUUUGGUUUAGAAACUCCGCAAAACCGGAAGUAGUGUCCCGGUUUGUGAACUUUACCUCGGUCUAAGAACGGAAUCUGAAUGGUGGAAGGACACCGGUGGCGGGAGGCCUCAUUAAGGAAAGCGUGCCUUGGUUUAAGAAUGGUUUUGGUUUAAGAACGGACUUCUGGAACGGAUUAAGUUUGUAAACUGAGAUACCACUGUAAUCAGUUUUAAAAGACAAUCCAAAAAACAAAAGAAAAAUGCUGAGGAAAAUUGUCUUCCCCAGCUUGGAUGGAGGCUAAUGCUGGUACUUAAACAUGCACACAAGCAGUGUGUCUGCUAAUACAGUCAUUAGUUUACUACUACAACAACUACAACAACAAUUUAUUCAUCCCCAGCCACUCUGGGCAGCUCCCAACAGAAUAUUAAAAACACAAUAAAAGAUCAAACAUUAAAAACUUCCCUUAACAGAGCUGCUUUCAGAUGUCUUCUGAAAGUCAGAUAGUUGUUUAUUUCCUUGACAUCUGAUGGAAGGGCGUUCCACAAGGUGGGCGCCACUACCGAGAAGGCCCUCUAAGAUCAGUAUCAGCAAAUACUAUCUUUAAAGCAUGAACAUCACAAAGUAAGUCUACAGCACUCUUCAUGACAAAGUUGUACCUCAUUUCCUGUAGAUGGGUUUGCUGUUGGAUUUUUCACCCGAAGGUUUGAUGGCCAGUGAUGGGGAGGAUGAUCACGAACUGGAGGCUGAAUUCCUGGCCAUUGUUGGAGGCCAGCCAGAUCCAAAACGGAAACCAAAUGGAAAAAGUAAGUGGUUGCCAGGCCCUUGUAGUGUUGCCUGUUGCUUAAGAAAGUGACUUGAGCGCUAUGGAGUGUGUGACUGUGUGUAUGGGGUGCAUCUUGAGCCCAAGACACAAUCUGUCACCCAACUCUGCAGUAAAGGGGGAAGCUGCCUAUAACAUGUCCUUCCCUUCCUCUUUAUCUCUGUGCUUUCUUUGAACUCUUGAAAUAUCCUGAAUUUCCCAUCCCUCCCAUUGGAUAUUAUAGACGGCUCUUCAGGCUGCACAAAUUUCCCACUCAGCCCCCACCUUUAUGCUGCUGAGCAGUGAUUGUUUUGGGCUGCAGUACUAGGGACACGGGUGGCGCUGUGGGUUAAACUACAGAGCCUAGGACUUGCCGAUCAGGUCGGUGGUUCGAAUGCCUGCAAUGGGGUGAGCUCCCAUUGUUCGGUCCCUGCUCCUGCCAACCUAGCAGUUCGAAAGCACAUCAAAGUGCAAGUAGAUAAAUAGGUACCGCUCCGGCGGGAAGGUAAACGGCGUUUCCGUGCGCUGCUCUGGUUCGCCAGAAGUGGCUUAGUCAUACUGGCCACAUGACCCGGAAGCUGUACGCCGGCUCCCUCGGCCAAUAAAGCGAGAUGAGCACCGCAACCCCAGAGUCGGCCACUACUGGACCUAAUGGUCAGGGGUCCCUUUACCUUUACUAGGAACUUUGUACUACUUUCUUGGGGUAACUGUCAAGAACAGUUGGCCACCUGCACUUUAAUGGCGAUGCCACAGUUCACCUUAAGCUUGGUCGCCACCACCUUUGACCUCUCCCCACAUCAGCAUGGACCCCAGUCAUGCAUCUUGGGGCCUCAGUGCAAGUGAGGGCACCCCUUCUUACCCACCCCCCCAUUCACACUCUACUAAUGGCCUUGCCAAAUGCCUCCUUUACCAUUUUGAAGCAAAGCCAGUAGACACGUCCAACUAUUCCCAAGUGCUUGAUGAAAGAAUCUAUUGAAGACUUGCAAGUUUCAAAGAACUAGAAUCUUUCCCUCUGAGUACUCCUUUUCCAUGGUCUUCUGAUGGCUCUGUUGUUGUUUAUUUAAUUAUUGUUUUCCUUUUUUUAAAAAAAAAUAUUUAUUAAAAUUUCAGAAACAAAAAAUUACAUAGUUAAAAAGAAAAGAAACAAGGGAAAAUAUGUAUUAAAAAAGAGAAAAAACAUACAAAAUACAAAGUACAGAUAAAAAAUAAAAAAAAUAAAAAACACUUAAAAACAAAUUAAUCCUUCGUUUCCUUGCUUCCCUGACCUCCUCUCACCUCCCUUUUUUGUAUUCCAGUUCAAUUGGUUAAUUCAGCAAUUCCUUUCUCUCUUUGUUUAUGUCUUAGUCCUUUAACUUAGUAUAUUAUAACUUUAGAUUCUCACCUAUUAACCAUCCAUUUUUACACACACCUUUAUGACAUUGCUGCUAGAACCACUUAACUUCAUUCUGACAUCAUUCUAACAUUCAUUAAUUUUAGAAUAUUUCUGUAAAUAGUCUUUAAAUUUCUUCCAAUCUUCUUCCACUGACUCUUCUCCCUGGUCUCGGAUUCUGCCAGUCAUUUCCGCCAUAAUUAUUGUUUUCCUCCUCUAAACAUUUGCAGUUGUUUCAAAACCUGUUCUGAAAUCCCUUUUUUGACCAAUCUUGAGUUGAUUUUGUGACAUGUGAUAACGGCCCGUUGUUUGCUUUUUCUCUCUAGCUCCUUUGCCAAUGGAAGCUAUUGAAAGAAUGGCCGCUUUCUGCAUGAAGGACCUCGACGAAGAGGAUGGGGUAGAAGAGGAAGAUUUGGAAGAUGACGACGAACUCUUGGUAAAAAUUUCCUUGGAGGAUACUGUGGGGAGGUGGUGGUUGGAGACUGACAGUGGCAUUAUGUGGAUAGAGAAGGGAAUUGCCAAAGUGGCGAGGCAGGGGCAGGCUAAGACGGAUCCUCUGAGAAGAAGGGGAAAGCCUGCUAAAUAGAGAACAGGAGGUUGUUCUGGGCACGUGGAGGAGAAUAAUAGAAAGCAUAUAAGCAUUAAUGAAAGAGGAGACAAAAGUGGUUUGUGGGUGCAGGAAAGACAGUUUCAGUUGGUAUUAUGGAUCGGAAGUUGAUUGGAUGUUCUGGGAAAGAUGUGUGGGAGAGGAACUAGGGAUGGUACCAGGGCCGUCUUUAGCAGAUGCGGUGCCGGGGUGCAAAUAUCCGCCUAGCGCCCCCAAAUUACCACGGAUAGUGUUGGGGUGGCUGUAGCUGCACACUGCCAGUCAUGGGGGGGUGCAACUCUUCCCCCGCUGCUGUGGGAGAGCGAUCCCCGCAGAGGCCUGGGAGGGAAGUUGCACCCCUCCCAAGCCUCUGUAGGAGGAGAGCACAGCUUCCCUCCCAAGCCGCCUUGAGAGGAGAGUGAUCCCUGCAGAGGCUUGGGAGGGAAGCUGCACACCCCCCAGCCUUAUGGUUGGCGGGGCGCAGCUGGCGGGCGUGCAGGAAAAGGGGAGGCCGCCAGCAAAGCCGUGCAGCUCCCCCACUCACUCGGGCGCCGCUGAGAGGCCGGCGCCCUGGCGCGACUCUCCACUAAGCCCUAUGAGAAAGAUGGCUCUGGAUGGUACAGUUCAGGGUGAAUGGAAAGGGAAAGAUGGGGGCAGAUAAAGCCUUGCUUCAGAUUUUGUCAGUCUUUCCUUGAAGACUACAAAAUUUGAAUGUAUUCGCAAUAUUGUUCUCUUCUGUGUAGGCUGAACUCAAUGAAGUCCUUGAGGAAGAUGCUGAAACCAAGGAUGCUCCAACACUUUCUCCUGCUCCUGUUAAGGUGCGAACCUCCCUUCCAGCUUGGGUUUCUUCCUCUUUUCUUCUUGUUGGGCACUUUUUAAAUUGCAGAUGAAACUGAUGUUGAAGAAUUUCGUUCUUUUCCUUGGACUUGUUAGCACUAGUUGAUAACCCACAGGCUAGUAGCCAAUUUUGCAGUCUUGCUUGUAAAUACAAGGGAGCAGUAAGUAGGACUUACAGCUCUCAUGUAUCUCAUAAAACAAAAAAACUCUUUCAAGAUUGCUAAGAACGUGUGUAGUAGCUAAGGGGAAGAGCUGUAAUCUGGAGAGUCUCCUGUUCAAAUGUUGCUUUAGUCAUGAACCUGCUGGUUGGUCUUCACACUAAGGGAGUGGGGGGAGGGAGCUAACCUGUGGCCCCCCAGAAGUUAAUGGACUGCAACUCCUAUAUUUCAUUUUUUAAUGCAAUUUAUUAAUUUUAUAAUAACCACACACAAAAAUCAAACCAUAAUUUUUAGGUCAUCUGUAUAUACAAACCACAACAUCACCAUACCUUUGAUUUCCCUCCACUCCCCCUCUCGGUUCCAUUGUUUUCUUUUUAUUCAUGCACAUCCAUAAAGCCUUAUAUUCCUGACAGUCCAAUUUUAAACCCUUAUUCAUCUUAUUACAAGUGACUUUUAAAAGUUCAAUUCAUGUAGAAAUCUGUACACAAAACUUUUAAAAAUUGCAUUAAACAUUUCCCUUUUUUAAAAUCAAAGUCCUUUCUUUCUUGGGUUUCAAAUUACCAUAUUUUUCCCUCUAUAACACGCAGAUUUUUUCUCCUAAAAAGUAAGGGGAAAUGUCUGCGCGUGUUAUUGAGCGAAUGUGUGGUCCCUGGAGCCGACAGGCGCGAGUGAAGGCAAAAAUCAGACAAAUAUCAAUCGUCCGGAGAAGGGAGCCUUGAAAAGAGGAAGCUGCUGCUUUCCUGCAUUCUGCCUCAGGGUCUUACUGCCCACCCGCUUCUGUUUGUUACUGUGUUUGCUCAAACGGAACAAAGAGCAGAGAAAACCCCUCCCCUCCAGGCAAGCAGAGGGGAAAGCAGAGCGUCCUUCCUUCUAAUUCCUCUCCGUGCUCCGGUGCUGCAACAUGCAGGUAGGGGGAGAGAGAGAGCUGGCUGGCUUGGGUGGGUGCGUGGGGGGAACUUUUGCCUUCCUUUCCUCCCUCCGGUAAAACCCCUCUCCUGCAUUCUUAGCCAGCUGCUUCUCCGCACACCCCUCUCGGUGCUCCUUGUCCCUUCUAUGUUUUUCCUUCCCUCCCCACUUAAAACGUGGUUACAAAGCACGGAUCCACAUGGAUCCUCAGGAUCUUUGCAUUGGGUCACCCCAAAUUCACCAUCAGAUCACAUAGCAAUGAUCUGAUGCAAAAACAGGGCUGCAAUGGUGCAAAAACGUGGUUACAAAGCACGGAUCCACAUGGAUCCUCAGGAUCUUUGCAUUGGGUCACCCCAAAUUCACCAUCAGAUCACAUAGCAAUGAUCUGAUGCAAAAACAGGGCUGCAAUGGUGCAAAAACGUGGUUACAAAGCACGGAUCCACAUGGAUCCUCAGGAUCUUUGCAUUGGGUCACCCCAAAUUCACCAUCAGAUCACAUAGCAAUGAUCUGAUGCAAAAACAGGGCUGCAAUGGUGCAAAAACAUGGUUACAAAGCACAGAUCCACAUGGAUCCUCAGGAUCUUUGCAUUGGGUCACCCCAAAUUCACCAUCUGAUCACAUAGCAUGUCCAUGGCUACAGCCUGCACCAAAAAAAUCACGCACCCACUGUUGCCUGGGGCUGAAAUGGUGCAAAAACGUGGUUACAAAGCACAGAUCCACAUGGAUUCUCAGGAUCUUUGCAUUGGGCUACCCCAAACUCACCGUCAAAUCACAUGUCUGUGGCCACAGCAUGAAGCACAAAAAUGAUACAUCCACUGUUUCAUUCAGAAUUUUUUUUUCUUGUUUUCCUCCUCUAAAAACUAUGUGCGUGUUAUGGUCAGGUGCGUGUUAUCGAGCGAAAAAUACGGUACCUAAUUUGUCCUGCAUAGUUCACUAAUUUAUUUUGCCAAUCUUCUUUAUCUUCUUUGGCGGUGGCUUCUUCCUUCUGUGGGGGGUGGGCACAAUUCCUCUAUUUCCUGACCAUUUGCCAUGAUGACUGAGGCUGAUGGGAGUUGGGAGUCCCAACAGCAGUUGAAGGACCACAGGAUAGACUCUUCAGCCUCCAGCUGUAAUAGGGGAAGAGCAACAGUGUUCUAGACCACAGGGCAGUUGCUGUAACUCUUAAUGACAUAGUGUGCAUGUGUGUGAAGUGUUUUGGACUUCUCUGCAGCAGGGGUGGGCCCCCUUUUUAAACCAAAGGGAGGGCUGCAUUUGCUUCUGGGCAACCUUCCCACGGCCACAUGCUAGUGAUGGGCAGGGACAGAGGCAAAAGCGGGCAUGGCAACAAAGGUAAAUGGUAACUUUCGGUUUCUAAGCACACUCUCACAUUCCUCUCUUCCAUUCAGACAAACAAGAGGCGUUAUUGGAAUUCAAGUAGACACUUAGGGUGCAAAACGGGGCCAGUGAAGAGAGUGGUGCUAAUAAUAAUAAUUUAAUGAUUUAUUAAAUAAUAACUGUUAACUAAUAGCUAACAGAGAGAGCUUUAGGGAGUCCAAAUCCUUAAAACAGCCUCAUAUAGUAGGUCCAUAAUAAUAAUUAAGGCUUAGGAUGAUAGCAAGAGAGUGCAGCUUUGACAAUGAGGCAAUGACUUCUGUUUUUCAUACUGAGAGUAUGCUCUCUUUUUCCUUCUAUAAAAUGAUCUUGCUCCAGCUGCAUUAUAGUGCACAGACAGGUGGGUGUUUCUGCAGGGGAGUGGAGGGACAAGGCCACUUACUUCCUUGCCCAGCGUCUGGAACUGUUGGGGCGGGGGGCAUGGCGUCAGAUGUGCAAUGUCUUGCACAGAUCAGCAGUCGACAAAUGUGGGGAUUGGAUUUGUUUUUUCCCUGGGAAAAAAUGGUCUGUUUCGUGCUUUCCCAGACAAAUAAUACCCCUGCCGAUUCCAGCAGCACGGAAUCCAUUUUGCUAGAAAGACUAGCCAUGUACAAAGCUGCAGCUGCUAACGCAAAGCAAGCCAACGAAAGCUCCAAAGUGCGUCGCUACGAAAGGGGGAUCAAGGUAAGCCACCAGAUAUUCACCGAAAUAUAAUUUUGAAAUUUGGCAAUCAGAUCUUCUAGGUUUUGUAUGGAAAAACUAUCAGAAAUUGAAUUUUUAAAUACCGUAUUUACUCAAGUCUAAUGCGCACUGUUUUUGCCAAAUGAUGCUGCAAAAAAAUGGGUGCACAUCAGAUUCAAUGGAGCAGUAAAGGUACCCCUGACUGUUAGGUCCAGUUGCGAACGACUCUGGGGUUGCGUGCUCAUCUCGCUCUAUAGGCCGAGGGAGCCAGCGUUUGUACGCAGACAGCUUCCGGGUCAUGUGGCCAGCAUGACUAAGCCGCUUCUGGCGAACCAGAGCAGCGCACGGAAACACCGUUUACCUUCCCACCUUCCUACUUGCACUUUGGCGUGCUUUCGAACUGCUAGGUGGGCAGGAGCUGGGACCGAACAACGGGAGCUCACCCCGUCACGGGGAUUUGAACCACCAACCUUCUGAUCGGCAAGCCCUAGGCUCUGCGGUUUAGACCACAGCGCCACCUGCGUCUCAUGGAGCAUUAGACUUGAGUAAAUACGCACCUUGCUACCAGCUUCUAGUUGGUGGUGAGAAGCAGGCUCUCUCCCAUCAAUGGAGAGGAUUAAAGAGCUCUGCACCUUGUUGCUGGUUCACGCUAGCAUGUGAGAGGGGAGAGAUGAAAGCAAUCCCAGGGCCGCUCUUGCUCUCUAAGCUACAGUAAGCCAUUACAUCUGCACUGGCCCUUACCAUUAGGGUGUAAGGAAAGAGUUACAGCCUUGGCAGACAUAGGAGGCAGCAGUACCAAACAUGAGGAGAUCUUGUGUCUGAUUAGAUGAGCAAGGAUGCAAAAAAAAUGGAAAGGUUUGAGCAAGAGUUUGAAGUCUUGAAGGUAGGAGCAACAGUUUGAUGGAUGUGAAGACUUAAAGGAAUCCAGUGGGAGUUUCUUUUAAAUUUCUAUAAAGAGACAGAUGGAGGCUUCAGAGCGAUGUGGGGAAAUAAUAUUUUGGUAUGCGUGAAAUACAUGGGUUUCUGGGUUGGGAAAGCCCUCUGGAGGCAUUCUCAGCUUGUGUUUUAAGUUUCUGAAACGUGCAUGUUACAAUAUAUACAUUCUUCCCUCAGACUCUGGAAAACUUGUUGACCUCUGUGAAGAAGGGCAAAAAGAUUGACGAAGAUGAAAUUCCUCCACCAGUGUCUACAGGAAAGGUCACAAAUUCCCAGCAGCAGGGCUCUCCUUUGGAGACAGCUCCAGCCUCACAGGUCUCCUCCGCCUUGGAUGAAACUACAAUUGUCGCCAAUCACCUUCCUCCAGAGUCAUCUCCUGCAGCUCCUGAGCAACCACCUUCUCGAGUACUGCCUCUACCUGAACUAUCCCCCAAGCUGCCACCACCAGUACUUCCAAAACCAAAGAUUUCUCCACCUCCUCCUGUGUCACUUAGAUCCCCAGAGGCUCCACAAGAAAAAUCUGCCACUGUGGCACCUUCCCCUUCUUUGGGUUAGUACUAAAUGCAAAUAUGCAGCAUAAAAAAGACCAAGAUGUUUGAGAGAUGUUUGAUGGGUGAUUGGGGUAGCUGUGGAAACCCAGCCAGAUGGGUGGGGUAUAAAUUAUUAUUAUUAUUAUUAUUAUUAUUAUUAUUAAUUAUUGCAAACAUAUUUCACCAUGGGUUAAAGGAGGGGUUGCAUCAUCAUCAUCAUCAUCAUCAUCAUCAUCAUAAAUUUAUUGUUUAUACCCCGCCCAUCUGGCUGGCUUUCCCCAGCCACUGUGGGCGGCUUCCAACAAAAUAUUAAAAUACAAUAGUCGUUAAACAUUAAAAGCUUCCCUAAACAGGGCUGCCUUCAGAUGUCUUCUAAAAGUCUGGAAGUAUUUUUUCUCUUUGACAUCUGGAGGGAGGGCAUUCCACAGGGCGGGUGCCACUACCAAGAAGGCCCUCUGCCUGGUUCCCUGUAAGUUGGCUUCUCGCAGCGAGGGAACUGCCAGAAGGCCCUCAGCACUGGACCUCAGUAUCCGGGCAAAAUGAUGGGGUGCCUUCCAGGUGUUUGUUGGACUCCCAACAUCUGGAGGGCUAGGGGGUCCCCACCUCUGGGUUAAAGCCAUGUUUAGCCUUGACUUGUUUUUCAGAACUGUUUUUAGCCUGGUAGUCAAGUAGGUGUCACAAACAGGACCUAAACAAGAACCCCAGGUUCAAAUUCUUACGGUGCUCAUUGGAUGGGUUUGGACACUCUACUGUCUGUCUUUCUUUUUUUUUAAAACAUAAUUUUUAUUAACAGGCCAAUCAUAUCACAUUAUUUCAAAUCACAUUAAGUCUUUCAACCCACCUUUGAUGUCAGAGAACUCAAUAGGAAUGGGCUUUCUGAUUUCUAACAAGAAAUCACAAACUGAAUCAAAACCAACUGAAGUACUAGAGAAAAUGGAAAAAGUUAUUUUCUUUAAAAAUAUACAAAUAUCAUGUAACUUUGGUUCUUUCUUUGCCCUGCCCCAAUGAAUAGGAGCUAUCCUUUUUAUUUUUCUUGCUCUAGUUAGCUGUGUUUUGGCUGGUACAAUUUAGUUUCAACACUUUAAAAAGUGGUGUCACCACUUCCAGUCACUUUGGAUUGGGUUGGGGGGGGAGUGACAUGAAUGAAAAGAAAACCCCACGCUAAUACAUCAUGGUUAAUGACUGUAUCUCUUCUUUAUGUCAUUUGAUGCUGUAACCAACCCCGUGACAAGGUCAGGACAGAAAUUUUACUUAGAGAUACAUUAAUUAAAACCCUAUUUAGACAACCUGUGCCCCAAACAUAAUGGCGAGGAUGCAAAGAGUCCUUCAGUUUGCUGCAUGCACUCACAUCACUUACAUUUUGCCUUGCGUUUCUCUAACGGCUGAUCCUCAUGGCAAGUUGCUUUUGAAACUGAUGGGAACCUCAAGAGCAGUUUGUGUAAUGUCGUGUGGGGUGGGGGACUGAAAAAAACCCUCACAGGGACACACAGCCCACGUUGUUCUCUGGAUCCCAGUCUUUCAUAUUGCUUUGACAGGGAUGUGCAACAGCAUGUUCUACAUCUCUGUCUUGCUAGUAGUGAUCUCUGUUAGCUGCUCCGGGAGUCUUUUUGACUACAGAACACAAUGUGUGGUUUGCUAUGCCUAAUAAAGGAUAUUUGAUUUGAUUUGACUACAGAACACACUUAAAAUGCUUUGCAAAAUCUGCUCCUCCUCAGAUUCCAAAAGCUCCAGUACCCAGGUGCUUCUGCAAGCCAGACAGCGGGAAUACAAGCUGGCUGCUCUGCGGGCUAAACAGGAAGGCAGCAUUGAAAUGGCUACAAAGUACUACCGCAUAGCCAAGGUACGUGCACUUCUACAGCAAGACAGAGGUCCUUUUUGCAAGAGGUCAGGAAAAACAGUGGUCCGUGGGGAGAACGAUCGUCGCCAAAGUUGCUAUCUCUUUCUGCAGACCCUCGCAAGUGUCCCUAUUUUCCAGGGCCAUCCCUGAUUUAGAGAAGCUGUCCCGAUUUCUGAUUUGAUCCCAGAAUGCCUGGCUUUUCCUUGGGAUGUCCCUGUUUUCAUUGGAGAAAUGUUGGAGGGUGUGGAGUUAUCCGACCCCAGAGCCGUCUGAAAGCAAUCCUGUAUAGGGAAUUUAUACAAGUAACGUUUAUGGUAAUGUUUUUCAGAGCCUUGACCCUCUUUUAGCAUCUGUGGGUAAAGGAGAGGCGGUGGAUCUCAGUCAUCUGCCUCCACCUCCAGGUAAGAAUAGUUGGGUGUUCCAAGUUGUGUCCCCUGCGCAUGAGCUUUGGUUCUCUCCAUAUCAUUUGCUACCAGACUUCCUUGUAGAGAUAUGGCACACCAGUUCUACUUCUAGUAAAGAGCAGGUAGAAGUGCAUUGAUUAAUUCCAUAAUAUGAAAUAGCUAGCUAAUCCAAAAAGUAAUCCCAGUUAUAUUUUAUGAGUUGAAACUCUUGAAUCAGAUGUUUCCUGUCUUCCCAACCUGAAACACAUGCCAUUACAAAAAUUCUAGAAUAAUCCUUGUGGGGCAGUCACUCCUGAUUCAGGUAACUUAACAAGACUUCUGGUAGUAAUAAUAAUCAUUUUAUUUACAGUGGACGCUCGGGUUGCGAAUGUGAUCCAUGCGGGAUGCACGUUCUCAACCCACAGCGUUCGCAACCCACGUCUGCGCACGUGCGGGUUGCGAUUUGGCGCUUCUGUGCAUGCGCAAAGCGCAAUUCAGCGCUUCUGUGCAUGCGUGACUGCCGAAACACUGAAGUAACCUGAGGUAUGACUGUAUGCCCUUCCCAUCUGGCUGGAUUUCCCCAACCACUCUGAGCUGCUUACAGUACAUGUAAAACAUAAUCAAACAUCAAACAUGAAAAGGUGGCAAGGUGGUAAGAUGGCAAUGGCAGCGGCCACCCCAGUUGAGCCCCCAUUCAAGGUUUCUAACACUCUCAGGUGCAAAGGGAAAGCUGAUGCAGCCAGUACUGGCUUCACAGUCUUCAGGAAGCCAAAUUCUUCCAAGGCUCCUCUCAGGCUGAAGCUUUGUGUACAUUACCUAGGAGUGUCUCAGUGAAUUUAGUAGGACUUGUUUCUUAAUAGACAUGCAUAGGAAUACGUUGUAAGUGCUUUAUUUAUACUAGUCUACUCACAAAGCUAACACGAAGAACUAAGGCAUGUUGGUUGUCCUCCAGAAUGGCCAGGGCAUGGUCAUAUGAAGGGAGCUUGAGACUGUUUAAAAAGGAUGGAAUCUCAUCUUUGCUUACGUUGGUGCAAAGUUACAUCCCAGAUCAUUACAUGUUUUUGGCUAGGAGAGUGUUUAUCCUUGGUCUUAACUAUCAGGAACAAGAUGAAUUCCACUUGUUCUAAAUAUUUGGUCUGCGUCUUAAUCUUGUUACCUUUCUGUUUCUGGGGUGGGGCAUUCAGACAAACAGGAAAGUCUUUGUAUGGUGACUGCUCAGUGCUGAGACUUGCCCUUUCUUGUAGCCUGAGAAAGGGAGACAAAAUCCCUGAGAUUCGCUCACAGCUCAGGCCUAUCCUGCCUUUGGAUUGAAUGAUCCCCAAGGCGGCUUGCAAUCGUUUGCAGUAAUACUCACACUACUUGUACACAAACCACAACCCCUUGCUACUCAACAGCUCUUGGUCUCCUGGCUGACGGCAGGGGCCAGGGUGUGUUUCUCUUCUGCUCUGAACCCUCAGGGCAAAGUGCAUUGGAGCAGGGGCAUUGCGAACAUUUGGUCUUAAUAGCUCAGCACUCCAUGGGUGUUUGGGGCAGGGUGGUGGUAGAAUGCAACUUAGAAGUGUUAUAUUGAAGAGCCCCUGCUGAAAGACUCAUUGACUGCUGGUUUCAGUAGGGAAGGGCGCUGCCAGCCUAUUGUGAAUCGGCUUAUUGUCAUGCAACUGCUAGCUAUUUUUCUUCCACAGAUCAGCUGCCCAAGGAGAUGUUGUCCCCAAGUGUUCCACAAUCCCCUGUAGCUACAGCAACAACACCUCUUGCACAGGCUGCAACCCCACUGGCACCGGGAGUCUCAAGUGCAGGAGGUAAGAACCCAGUACGGCUUUCUUGCUUCUAGUUGUCCUGAGAAUAUUGCUUCACUGUGCAGAGCCUGCAGCUCAGCUUCUUGUAGUAUAGGCGUUCUGCAUCUUUUUUCUUUGGGGCUUUGCUUGCUAGUUUUUCUGCAGGUGGGAAAAGUUCUCUUGGGGUGCAGCCUUCACCCUGUAGUAGGCCUGGCCUCUUACGUCACUUGCCUAGUUCUGCUGAGUUAAUAGAUCUGAUUCCCUAGAAUUGUAUAGGACUUUGCAUGAUGAAUUUGGGUAUUUUUCCUGAUCUGAUUUAGCGUGUUUAUAUUACUUGUAUUUAAUAAAGCUUUAAAAUUGAAACUGACAAGUUUGUCUAGUAUUUAUUUGCAGCUGGCAUCUGCUCACUGUUGCUGAUGAACUUCUGAAAGGAUUUUUUUUGGCAGAAAAAUAGAAAACUGCAAAAAAAACAAAAACCUGCCUUGUAUCAUUGACCCCCCCAAAUUCAAAGAAUAGUUUUCCUCAAGGUCAUCUUUUUAACAAAUAUGUCAUGUGUGGAAACUGUUCAGUCUUAAGCAUAUUUUUGACAGACUGAAGAUGAUUGAUGUGCUCUUACAAGUCUAAUAAAGGAUCCAGGAGACUUUUGAUCUUGACCCAACAUAGAAGUUUUAAGUGAACAUAGUGCUUUAUGUCUAGUGUAGUGGUUUUCAAUCUCCUUCCCCCUCCCCUGACCUUUAGAAAAUUGCUUAGGGCCUCACAAGACCACCUAAUAAAGUAUUUUAGUUCCACAAGUGAACAAAAAACUACAACUCAUAUUUUAACAGCCAUAAGCUAACUUUUCUAAGAUGAUGGUUAUGCUUCUGGUUUUAUGAUAAAGAAAAAUAGUGCCAGCAUCAUAAUUAAAAACAGUGCCGUAUAAUGGAAAAUCAUAGGCUUUUAGUCAGGCCACUGUGGAGAACUUCUUUGACUGGUUAAAUUUUAGGGGAAAAUUAGAGUGUUGUAUUUUGAAAAGCCAGUGGCUUGUCAUUCUGGUUGAUAUAUUUGGUCUUGGUAAAAAUAAAGCCCAGGUCCCUCGCAGGGGGAAAAAAUCAGUCAGAUGCAGGGCCAGGUACAGAUAUUAUGGGCUAUUGUGCAGCAUUUCAGCGGACCUUCUGAGACCAGUUUGAGAGCUUUGGUUCUAAAGAAGGCAAGAUCAGUUUGGAGUAUGGCAUAUUGUCAUUUUUGUUUGAUCUUCAAAACAAUGUCAUAAAUAAGAGGGGAAACCAUUCAUCUUUCCACCCAUUCAGAAUGAGAAGCAGUAGUUCGUAUCCUAAACUCCCAGGCAUAUAAAUUUAGCUAAUCAGGCACUGACGUCAACUGCUUGGGAUAUUCUGCAGUUUCCUUCCUCAAGCAACAUUUGUCCAUGCAUCUGCCUACGAUGCUGAAGGGAUAGGGUAAACUUUCAAGGCACUAACCUUGUUUUAGAUAAGCCACCCACCCACCCCUUCCUAGUCUCACCUUCAUGCAUGCAAGAAUGGACUGACAUAGAAUUGCCUGCUUUGUUUCCAGAUGUGCCCCCGCCUCCUCGAGAUAUUAUGGAGGCACUGCAGCAGAGGAUGGACAGAUACAAGACAGCAGCAGCCCAGGCAAAGAGCAAAGGAGAUGACAGGAAGGCUAGGAUGCACGAGCGAAUUGUGAAGGUGAGGGACCUGCUUUCUUUACGCUUUUGCUCGCUAGCUUUCCUGCUCAAAUGUUACGUAGCACAGAUCUUGUGGUCAUACUGGUGAGGAGCAGAUAGAGAAAAAGCAAUUUGCUUCCUGCUGCAACAUAACUGGGCUCAUGGUGGCUGGAAUAUGCUAAUAAGUAUUUUCCUCUUGCCGCCUAAUGAACAGAUACAGAAUCGUGAUGAUUUUUGCAGAAAAUCAGUUUCCGGGUGUAGAAACUGAAUUAAAAUGUUGGUUCUGUUUAUUUUGAUAUUCGGGAAUUGUGAUCAGUAACGAGCGUUUGUAUCACACAUACCACUUGUGUAACUCUUUGGGGAAAUUACUGGCCCUGAGAAGUCCUCAAGGAUCACCCCCCACAGCAGUCGUAGGUCUCAACAUUUUCUUCCCACCCAUUCUGCUUUUAGUUCACUAUAAAUUGGGGAGUCUGCUUGCCCAUCCUCAGCGAGCAGGAUGAGGCAGAAGGGGUGUGCUAAUGUCAUCUUGGUAUUAUUGCAGCAAAAGGUUUAAAACCCCUUAACAUCCAGUCAUUUUAACAAUUAAUUUGUUCUGUUUUUAAAUGGUUUUCUAUAUUUUAUUGUAUAAGUGGUGUUGUACACAGCCCUGAUAUUUAUGAGAAGGCAGUAUAUAAAUAAUUUGAUUGAUUGAUUAAAGCAGGCCAGACUAGAGCCAAAGCUAGUUUUCACUUGCUCUGAAGUUCUCCUUGUGCUGCUAUCUAAUUUAGCUCAAGAACACAAUUCCUGAUUGACUAUAAGCCCUCUGUUAAUUUCACUGGUAGAUUAAAAACAAACAGCAGCUCAACAAUGCGGUCUGUGCUUUGCUUAAAAAUGAGCAACACUUGUAAAAUCUGUAGGACUUGGAGAUAAAAGUGUUAAAACCCAAGUGGCACUGAAAGAACAGUUCAGAAUGAGCAAAGUUAAAAAAUAGAAAUUCAAAUGCAGGGCAAGAGAUACCAAAAGAUGAACUGAUUCUACUCACAACUCCAGAAGCAGCAAGCUGGUAUGAGCUAAGGAUUUGGGUGAUUCUAGGAUGAGACCCACCCAAGCUACUGCCAUUUAAAGCACAGAUGUUUAAUGAGUGUACAGGCAGAACAAUUGCUUUAUUAACAAUGUUCCUGAUAAUAAGUAAGCAAAUAUGCAUACUCUCAUACCUUGUUUUUUGCUGCAACUAUCCCAAGAAAAGUAGCGUUACUCACCCUUUUUCUAGAAAGACCAUGCUCCCAAAUUAGGGAUUUCAGCUUCUGUUUUUGUUUCCCUCUUCAGCAAUAUCAAGAGGCCAUCAGAGCUCACAAGGCAGGAAAACCUGUUGAGUUUGGUGACCUCCCUGUUCCCCCAGGUAUGUAACUUGCAAUCUUGUUAUCGGAAGUUGGGGAGGCAAGGAUGCAUCUGGCAAAUGCUGCCCUCUUGUGGCAACAUCAUGUUAGGUUACCCCAAAGUAAAGAAAAGGUAAAGGAACCCCUGACCAUUAGGUCCAGUCGUGACCGACUCUGGGGUUGCGGCGCUCAUCUCGCUUUAUUGGUCGAGGGAGCCGCGUAUAUCUUCUGGGUCAUGUGGCCAGCAUGACUAAGCCGCUUCUGGCGAACCAGAGCAGCGCACGGAAACGCCGUUUACCUUCCCGCCAGAGCGGUACCUAUUUAUCUACUUGCACUUUGACGUGCUUUCAAACUGCUAGGUUGGCAGGAGCAGGGACCGAGCAACGGGAGCUCACCCCGUCGUGGGGAUUCAAACCGCUGACCUUCCGAUCGGCAAGUCCUAGGCUCUGUGGUUUAACCCACAGCGCCACCCACGUCCCAAAGUAACUCCAAAGUAACUCUAUCUAAAUCAGACGUGGCCAAACAUGGCCCUCCAGAUGUUUUGGGACUACAACUCCCAUCAUCCCUAGCUAACAGGACCAGUGGUCAGGGAUUAUGGGAACUGUAGUCCCAAAACAGCUGGAGGGCCAAGUUUGGCUAUGCCUGAUCUAAAUAGAUGGCUCUUCUGAGUUUUCUUCUUGAUUUCCAGCUUAAGCUUCCAUCACACAGGGAGAUCUUGGGCAUUAUAAGAAGCCCCACCAAUAGAUGCCCACAUCAAAACAUAUUCUAGCACAAGAGGGCUCCCACCCCAACUCAUGCACUCCCUGCAUCCCCCCAAGUUGGCUCUGGGGAGUUGGGAAAACCCCCAAAACAGCAUGUAGAAAGAGAAGAGGUCAGAUCAUUCCAUCAGACAAGCAAGAAAUGCUUGCGCUGAUGGAGCUAUCUGCUUAGUGCUGUGUUGAAUUCCUCCCUAUGCUUCUAACUGCAAAGUUUGUGCCCUCCAGAAUGAGACAAAGGGCUCAGCUGGCAAUCGAUAAGAUUGCAGAUGAAGGUGGCAGCCCUAGGCAAAAUUAUUUGGAAGGAAAGCACUGAAGUGAGUGGCACCUAUUUCACAUUAUCCCAAUUAGGGUCAGGGUUUUUAGCAUUGUGUUUGCUUUGCUGAAAGCUGAAACUCCGUAAAGAAGGGAAAGGGGGUAUCCAGCAAAAAAACUCAGCCUGACCAUGUACAUCAGGCUUCCUCAACCUCAGCCCUUCAGAUGUUUUUGGCUUACAACUCCCAUGAUCCCUAGCUAGCAGCACCAGUGGUCAGGGUUGAUGGGAUGAUGUAGUCUCAAAACAUCUGGAGGGUUGAGGUUGAGGAAGCCUGAUGUACAUUGAAGGGACCAUUGUCAACAUGCCCAGUUAUCUUUAAUAUUUCAUUGCUGGAUUUUGCAUAGGCUGCUUUGAGAGGUAGUUGGAAAGAAGUUAUAAAUACAGUGUGCUAAUCGUGGCCGUUUCCUCCACAUUGACUCCUGUAGAAUAACUGCAAACUUGUGAUUUCUUUACUACACAUUUGCUCGAACAAAUGUGCUUGCAUUUCUGUUACUUGUAGAAAGGGAGCAAGGAACAGUGGGGCUGUGAAAUCUUUGGCCACUUGAAAUCUUGUUUCCUCCUGUCUUCAAAGGCAAAGUAGACAUUGCCUUCAGUUUCAAACUGUAUCUUUACAGCCAUGGGCUGGAAAUGUGUUUAAUUUUUAAAGAACUGGUCUCAGAUCCCAAAGAAGCUGACUUCUUCACUCAGUACCAAAUCCUUUGCUUACACACACACUUCUGGGUGCCAUAGAUCCAAUUAAUUUUAUAAUGAAUGAUUUUAGAGUGUUGUUUGUGCUGUACUUUUGUACUGUUUUAUUGUUGUUAGCCGCCCUGAGCCCGGCUUCUGCUGGGGAAGGCGGGAUAUAAAUAAAAUUUAUUAUUAUUAUUAUUAUUAUUAUUAUUAUUCUCAGGCUAUGGAUGUGUUGGAUAAAUAGGCAAGCUAUGAGACUGAGAAGGUGUAGGGAGCUUUUGACCCUCCAGAUGUUGCUGAACUACAUCUCCCAUCAACCCCAGCAAGCAUGCCCAGUGGCCCAGGAUGAUGGGAAUUUUAAUUCAGCAACCUCUGGUACAUUUAGCAGUAGCUUUUGCCUUCUAAUCAGUCACUGUGUCAUCUUUGGCAGGGUUCCCUCCAAUCCAAGGAAUGGAAUCUUCACCAGGAGAUCAGAGCUUUGUGGGGAUCCUCGAAACAGCCAUGAAACUAGCCAAUGAGGAGGAUGAAGAUGCUGAGGAGGCAAAAAAGGUUGGGUUGUGUGCUAGUCAAAGUCCUGAUUGAAUUUGUGGUUUGUUUUUUUUAUAAGUCAUAAUUCAAAAAAUCAUAUUAACAACUCAUAAAGGAAACAGUUCAUAAGAAGUAAACAAGGAGGCCAAAAAGGAAGUCUUUUAUUUUGUUGUUUGUUAUAUUUUAUGUUAUGUUUAUGUUUAUGUCCAAUGGUGGUGGAUUUGUUUAUUUGAGUUGCAGUGGAUUUAUGAUGUAAAUAAAUAAAUUUAAAAUAAAAUUUAAAAAUGUAAAAAAGGGGGUGGGGCCUGUACUGGCAAUAACAUUACUUUUAAGUGCUGGUCGUGCAGUCAAGGUUUUAAGAUUGAAUGCUAUGUCAUGAACAGAGUUUAGACUUCUCCAACUGCCUUGAUAUCCCACGUGAUUCCCUGUGGGUCAGGUUGGUCUUUCGUUGCACCAAGGAAUGUUUUCGGAGACGUACCUCCUCUCUUGUUUUUUCAGCCUGACCACCCAAACCAGCCUGCAUCAUCCAAACCAGCCAGCUCACCACAGCCUAAGCUGCCACCCCAGCCAGGCUCACGAGUCGCCCCUGCAGCUCCAAAGGCAACGGGGGCAGGUAAAAGUGCCUCAAAGGUCAACACAAAAGGUAACCCCACUUUUAUUUAUUGGUUUACCUUUCAUUCAUAAUAUAAGCAUGGUUUAUAAUAUAAAACAGUGGCUUAUGAUGUGAGGAGACUUGAUACGAAACAAAAGAGCAUCAAUGAGGGAAGAGGAAAAUAAGUAAAUUCAUGUGCCAGCCUGAAUAUCAGUGACAGGAGACAAUUUUUCAGAGAAGCUUGAUCUUAUCUGUGUAGUGGUGCCUAGGCUGUUGGGGAAAAUGUUUAGAUUCUGUGGUGUCCCUUUUCGCUUUUUAUUGUAAAGUACCACAAGUACUGGGGACGCGGGUGGCGCUGUGGGUUAAACCACAGAGCCUAGGACUUGCUGAUCAAAAGGUCGGCGGUUCAAAUCCCCUCAACGGGGUGAGCUCCUGUUGCUCGGUCCCUGUUCCUGCAAACCUAGCAGUUUGAAAGCACGUCAAAGUGCAAGUAGAUAAAUAGGUACCACUCCGGCGGGAAGGUAAACGGCGUUUCCGUGCGCUGCUCUGGUUCGCCAGAAACGGCUUAGUCAUGCUGGCCACCUGACCUGGAAGCUGUACGCCAGCUCCCUUGGCCAAUAAAGUGAGAUGAGCACCGCAACCCCAGAGUGGAUUACGACUGGACCUAAUGGUCAGGGGUCCCUUUACCUUCUACCACAAGUACUGAAUGACAGGGUAGUGUUUUAUGAAUAAAAUUACUCAUUUUGUGGACACGCUAAUCCUAGAUACACAAAUGGUUUAAGCAUUGGGAGCUUCUCCGCCUUGGCAGUUCGGUCUGUACAGGAGCUCUUGACAUCAAAACCAAGCCACGGUUUACAAGUGAUUUGGUCACUCUUCAGACAGAGUGUUUUCAAAUUAGCAGUGUGAGGGGUUUUUUCAGUAUCAGGCAUUCAAGCUCCUUGGGCAACAUUGAUUCCUGUUGUUCCAGAUUGCAGGUCAGACAACAACAGAAUCUAUGUUGGUGGCACGUUCCACGUUUCUGAUUUAUGCAAAAAUCCCUGGGCCGAUUGGUGCCUCUUUGAUUGAGGUACUUGGUUUUUCCCAAUCUCCAUUUUCCCCUGAAUUUUACAGCCCAAAAAUCACUGCCAUGUGGGUAGGACUUUGCAGUGACCACCUAAUAACAGACUGAGACGCUUGGGCUCUGUUCCUUGGACUGUUUUCUCUGCAACAGCCCCAAACUUUCUCCAAUGGAAGCAAACAGCUCCUCUUUUUUUGCUAUUUUGGAAUCCAACCCAACAGGAGAACGACCAUUUCUUAACUGGUGCAAUGUAGCAUUCAUUAUUGACUGCUCUUGGAGAUAAGAUAAUGGCUGGUUUUUUAUUAUUAUUUCUAAGGCUGCCUAGACUCAUUAUAGGCUCUGCGUUUAUUGCUGUCUCCUGAGCAAACAUGCUUUUCAUGUUACCAGGAUGCUACUUGUAAAAAGUGACUGUUUUGCUUAUGCACAGACAUACGUUAGUGUACUGAAAUAAGAUUUGCACCCUUGCCCAUUUGAGACCUCCUUAUUGUCUGUUUAGAGGAGACUUUGAAGCAUGCCUGAUGGGUCUCCUUUCUCCCUGCAGCUCAACAGCAGCUGACUUUCCUGGAAACCCGGAGGAAGCAGCUGAUGCAGGCAGCUCUCAGAGCAAAGCAGCAGAAUGACAUUGAGGGGGCCAAGAUGUUCUUGCGUCAAGCCAAGGGUCUGGACCCCAUGAUUGAAGCAUCGCAGAGUGGGCUCCCGGUCGACAUAACAAAGGCAAUCAUAUUCUCUCUUUCUCUCUGGUUGGGAAAUGUCUGUCAAAAGAGUUGUGUUAGAAAACAGCUCAAAGCUCAUGAAGUGCAUGAAUGUUGUUUUUCAGUCACUAUGUCCCAGUUCUGGAACCUGAGUUCUGAGCCAGAGAGACAUAUUUUUAAAAAUAAAAAUAAAUCUGGUCUCAUCUGUGGAGCGCUGGAACAAAAAUCUUGCCCUGAUGCUUUCAAUCUUUUGCAUUCCUCAGUGUCUGUAUUCUGAGCGUAAUGGGAUUUGACAAAUAUGUGGAAAAUAGGUGGCUCUGUUUAGCUAUCGUAUCUAAUACUUGUGUUCAAAGGGAGUAUACCUCUUGAGUACAUCAUCCUGGGGAAACAGCAGUGAGGUGGGGACUGUUGCCUUCAUGCACUGCUUAGGAUUUUCCCAGAGGCAUUAUACCAGUCAGAAAAUUUACUAGAUGGACCCUUGGUCUGAUCCAGCAGGCCUGGUCUUUUGUCCUGUUUUAUGUUACAUUAUGACUGACAGUUUGGUCUGUGUCCAAGGAAAACCUGCUCUAAUGCCCCUUCUUGAACCCACUGGCGUGGGGCAAAAUAAUUUUUCGGUCAUCCCAUUUGACUUAGUGCUGUUGCUGAAUGAGGGCCAGUUAAGCUUGGCAUGGGACACUUCGUUAUUAAUUAAUUAAUUAAAUUUGAUAGUUCCUUUAUCUUACCCAAGGGAACCUGAAGCAACUUACAAUCAACCAAACACAAUAAACCCCACAUAGUUAUAUUAAAACCAAGAGGGAAAAGAGAUACAUUAAAAACACCCCACCCACAUCUAGAAGGCCUGUUAGUUAAAAGCCUAAGGCCUGGUUAUAGAGGAAAGUUUUUUUGCCUUUUGCUUACAGAUUUACAGGUUACAGACGCUUCAGGUUACAGACUCCACUAACCCAGAAAUAGUACCUCGGGUUAAGAACUUUGCUUCAGGAUGAGAACAGAAAUGGCGCACUGGUGGCGCAGCGGCAGCAGGAGACCCCCAUUAGCUAAAGUGGUACCUCAGGUUAAGAACAGUUUCAGGUUAAGAAUGGACCUCCAGAACGAAUUAAGUUCUUAACCCGAGGUACCACUGUAUAAUGAUGGCAGCAGGCAAACCUCCCAUUUCAGACCAGCUUAUAGAUCCACACAGUUUUGGAUCGGGAGCUCCCUUUGUGGGAAACCCCGGUCUGUUUGACAGGCAGAGGAUCACUCUGUGCUGAUUUGUGUUUUGUGCAUGGAGGUGACGCAGCCCUAUUCGGAGUGGUUCAUUCUGGUACUAACUUCCCCCGCCCUCAAAUACACACUUUCUCCCUUCAGGUGCCUCAAGCCCCUGUGAACAAGGAGGACUUCACACUUGCGCAGCGUCGUGGAGCCAACAUCUCCCCAGAAACGGCUGCCCAGUACAUGGAGCUUGUGAAAAUUAUGAGGCAGCAGCAUGAGGUAAGUGGGGCACAGCCAAGCUUUAAGGGAUGUUGCAGCCUCUUUUGGAGGAGAUUAGUAAGGAAUCGGGGAGAGCAGGGCUAUCUUUUUAAACUAGAAAGGUUUCUUACUCCUUUUCCUGGAAGCCCCACCAGAUGUGAGACAAGGCAUACGAGGAUGGCAGUCAAUCAUUCUUAUUGAAAUCAUCACACUUGUUACACCUGCCGUUUCCUGGGAGCGAAAUAAGGUGGGAGGGCUGUGGCCUUCAUGCCAUUCUGGUGGGCUUCCUGGAAACAUUUGGUUGGUGGAGCAUAGUUGGAAACAGGAUAUUGGAUUAGACGGACGCUAAUACAGUGGUACCUCGGGUUACAGACGCUUCAGGUUACAGACUCUGCUAACCCAGAAAUAGUACAGUGGUGCCCCGCAAGACGAAUGCCUCGCAAGACGAAAAACCCGCUAGACGAAAGGGUUUUCCGUUUUUCAAUGCGCUUCGCAGGACGAAUUUCCCUAUGGGCUUGCUUCGCAAGACGAAAAUGUCUUGCGAGUCUUGAGAUUUUUUUCGCUUUUUUCCCCCUUUUUCUAAGCCGCUAAGCCGCUAAUAGCCUUUUAGCCGCUAAGCCUCUAAGCCUUUAAUAGCCGCUAAACCGCUAAUAGCGCUAAGCCGCUAAUAGGGUUGCUUCGCAAGACGAAAAAACCGCUAGACGAAGAGACUCGCGGAACGGAUUAAUUUCAUCUUGCGAGGCACCACUGUACCUUGGUUUAAGAGCUUUGCUUCAGGAUGAGAACAGAAAUCGUGCUCCGGCUGUGUGGCAGCAGUGGGAGGCCCCAUUAGCUAAAGUGGUGCUUCAGGUUAAGAACAGUUUCAGGUUAAGAACAGACCUCCGGAACAAAUUAAGUUCUUAACCCAAGGUACCACUGUAGGUGUGAUCCAGCAAGGGAGGGAGGGGGCAAACCUGACAUAAUGGCAGCAGCAGUAUUUCUUGCUUGCAUCUCUCUCCUAUUUACAUAUAAGGGGGGGGUGUAUGUGUGUGUUUGAAUAUAUACAUCAGAAGGGACUGUUGGUGUGGCCCCGUAUGGACUUCCUGCAGCUAUCCGAGUAUUAAGUAAAUGAUGAGCAAUGGAUGGGCUAUUAAGAAAGAUGCAAGUGGCUUCUGGGUUCCUUGAGAAGAUAGUCUGCAUACUCUGGCCAUAUAAGGGCUGGAACUUGCUUAUUAAGGGGUGGAAUUUAAGGCAUUUGACUGCAAAGGUGCAUGACCCAUGGGAGGGAGCCAGGAUCAUGCCUGCCUGCUCCUGAUGUGACUCCUUCCUUUUCCUUUCUUUUUUGUUCCAGAUGUGCAUGAGUUUCUCCAAGCAGUUCACCCAUUUAGGAAACAUCGCAGAAACUACCAAGUAAGUGUGAUGGCAACUGAGAAAUGCCGUUCCCAUCCUCUGCGCUCUCGGCUAAAUCUGUGGUCUGUGUUGGCCAGGAACGCCCUCUUUGCAGCAGGUGCUCCUUAGAUCAUCAUCAAUUUAUUAUUUAUACCCCGCCCAUCUGGCUGAGUUUCCCCAGCCACUCUGGGCGGCUUUCAACAAAAUAUUAAAAUACAAUAGUCUGUCAAACAUUAAAAGCUUCCCUAAACAAGACAGCCUUCAGAUGUCUUCUAAAAGUCUGGUAGUUGUUUUUCUCUUUGACAUCUGGUGGGAGGGCGUUCCACAGGGCGGGUGCCACUACUGAGAAGGCCCUCUUCCUGGUUCCUUGUAUCUUCUGCAUCAUCUGUUCUGCAGCUAGGCUGAGACAGGUCAUUGAAUAGGUUCAUUUGCGUUUUAAAACAAGCAAAAGGAUUCCCAAUGCAAGUGAUGGGAAUGCACUGAAGAGGGGAGGGGGGAAAUAAAGGUCGCAAGUAGAACAAGCUUUCAUGAUUUAUAUUUAAGGUUACAUGCGUUUCUUCCUUCAGGGAAUAUAGAAUGUCUGCCACAUACUGCUCCUCUUAAAGUCCAUUUCCACACAUCACUUUUAUAGUAUGACAUUUUUGCUCAUUGCUACGUUGCUCAGUUCAUGGCGUAAUUUGUUUUUGCUACUGCCUAAUGAAAUCCAUAACCAGCACUCUAGUGCAAAGCUAGCUGUUCUGCAUGGAAUGUUCUAUUUUUCUGACCCUGUUCUCAAAACAUAGCUUGUUCCCAGACAUCUGUGUGUGCUGCCAGUCAGUUACGGUUGGAGGGCUUCCAGUUUUGGCUGUUUUCUGAAAAUACCGCUUCUGUUUGCUAGCAUCCAAGUUAACUCUCUUGUGCUGAAUUCUUUGGGCUGUUGCUUAACCAAGACCCCAGCUUUAUCUGAAUUCUCAUUGGCUGAAGCUUUCCAACACAGUCCGUCUACUCCAACUAUUUCUUCAUGCUUAACAAAGCUCUCAUCGCUCUUCUUUUAUGGCUCAAAGUUAUCUAAAAUGUGCUAAGAAAACUUAUUUGAACUCUGUGAAUCACCCUGUAAACUAAGUUGACUGUUUUGAUCUGCCCCUCUCCAGAUUUGAGAAGAUGGCUGAAGACUGCAAAAAGAACAUGGAGAUCUUAAAGCAAGCCCACGCCAAGGGGUUUCCACUGCCCAAAUAUCACUAUGAGCAGCGGACUUUCAGUGUGGUCAAGUAUGUGGGCCAUUGCUUUGCAGUUUGCCCCAAAUGCUAGAUGCCAAAUGCUUUCGGGGCUUUCCUUCCUAGGCCAGAUCUAAACACAUCAAACAAGCGAUUCAGUUACACGUGUUGUAAACUUCAUGCAGGGAAAUCCCGUUGGUGAAAGGCGGGACUCCACAGCGCCAUCUGGCGUUACAGUGUUAUAACACAUAUAAAGCGAUUUAUAUUUAUGCAUGUAGCUGAGUCCCUAGCCAUUGGUCAGGCUUUUCCUUUGCAGGAUUAGGUUCUCUCAGAGCCACAACAAUAAGAAGAGUUUGGAUUUGAUAUCCCGCUUUAUCACUACCCGAAGGAGUCUCAAAGCGGCUAACAUUCUCCUUUCCCUUCCUCCCCCACAACAAACACUCUGUGAGGUGAGUGGGGCUGAGAGACUUCAAAGAAGUGUGACUGGCCCAAGGUCACCCAGCAGCUGCACGUGGAGGAGCGGGGAAGCGAACCCGGUUCCCCAGAUUAUCUAUCAGUCUAUCGCUCUUAACCACUACACCGGCUCUCAAUAAAGGAGGAUUUUUAAAAAAAUCCCACAUAGGCCAAACCAAGAUUUAUUAAAGGGCCUUGACCUGUUUCAAACCUCAGCUCUUACCCAGGGCGUGUAUGUUUAUAUGCGUGUGUGAGAGAGAGAGACAUGAAGCCUUUUCAGAGUGUUCUUUUUGGAAUGGUAGGAAUAGGUGGGUGGAGUCGGACGCUUUGUUUGGUGAUGGUGAGAUCCUGGCCUGUUCACUGAAAGCACCUCAGUUGAAGCUGGCCCUCUCCUUUCCCCCCUCGCAGGAUUUUCCCAGAAUUGAACAGCAACGAUAUGGUUCUCUCUGUCGUGAAAGGAAUCAACCUGCCAGCUCCUCCAGGUAAUGCAGGAAACAUCUUCUGUUUCUGAAAGCGUAAUUUGGGGGUGGGAGUUGCUGUGCCUGUUGCCACCAUUACUUGUAAGUUGGACAAAGCAGUUGGGAUGGGGGAGCCUGUGACUCCCCGGGUAUUGCUGAGCUGCUGCUCCCUUCACCCCUGACCAUCGGUCAUGCUGGCUGGGAGCUGAAGUUCAGCAACAUCUGGAGGUUCGAAGGUCCCCUUUCUCUGGUCUAAAGCCAAACUGGGGAGAGGCGGGGCGGGCAGAGGAAAGUUAGGUGCCUGCUAGAACAAGUAUGGUGAAGAGUUCCCAAAGUCAUUGACAGUUGUUCCUUUUGGUAGAAGGGAUCCGAUGUUUCCCUUUCUCUUGUUUAUGUCCCCCAUCUAGUAAUGCAAAAUAUAGUGGGACUUUUUUUGUUCAGAGCAGCAAAUGGUUUCUGUUUACCAGAUGAAGGGGACAACAAACAACAGGGGCAGCGGUUGACUUUAAUGCCCUGCUUAUGAAUUUCCUAGCAGCAUCUGACAGGGCCUUACUGGAGCGAAAACACUGGGCUAGAGGGACAGUUGAGCCUGAUCCAGCAAGACGAUUCUAACAUUUAUUCUCAAAAUUAAGAAUUCUCCCCUCCUUUGAAACGUUCAAAAGGGCUGACCCUACCCUCUCCAGUUCAUUUCUUUGUGCCCUGUCCUAGUGCAAAACCAAGUCCCUCUGAACAUUGCUGUGCCUAUCUCAUGGGUGUUAUGGCUGGACUACAAUGGCCAUCAUCCCCUGCUGACUGGGGUUAAUGGAAGUUGGAAUCCAACAAUAUUUGGAGGCCCACAGACUCCCCAGCUGUAUCUGUUUGUUCUGUAGAAUGCUAAAUAACUUUUAUUCCUCUUUGUUUUUCCUAUAAUUUUAUAUGUUUGGGUCCCAGAAGUCACUGUUUAAGUGAGCAGAGCUAAUCCCAAUCACUAUUGCACUGUCCUAUCCGUGGAGGAAGAAACAUGACUUUUGAAAACAGUAUUGCAGAGUGGCAUCCUGAACGAAGGACUGUAUCUCUAUUGUUCUCCGCCUCCUCCUCUUCAUUUUAUUCAUUUCUUCAUUCAGUCUGUACCCUGCCUUUAUUUCCUAAUGGAAACUCAAGGGCAGCUAACAGCAUCAAAGCAAUAAUAACAUGACAGUAAAACCCAUAAAAAGUGAUUGGAUCCUGCUUGUUUGGCUCUCCUGCCUGCUUGUAAUUUCAGUAGCUGUCAGAAACACUGCCAGAAAGAGUAUCCUGUUGUUAUUAUUGAUUACAAGCCAAGCCCUCGCAGGAACGCCCCAGAGCAAAUUAUUGUGCGAUAAGUUAAAAGGUUUUAAAUAGUGAUUUAGGUAGUGGCUGCUUGGGAAAGAGCCUAUCAGGAAAGAGAAGACUGCAAGAAAUCUGGUUACUGGAGUAGCAAAGAGCCUGUGUAGGAGAGGAAGGGGAGAGAAAAAUUUAUAGAGAGAUCAAGGAUUUGCUGCUGCUGUGUGAAGCAGACAGGAUGUGUGGCUGGCUGAGACAGGGCAUCAGAAUAACCUGUUUGAAAAGCUUGCAUUCCCCCCCCCCCCGUGCCAGCUGGGAAGCUGGCUGUGUAUUCCACACAGCCCCCACCACUUCUGCAACCACCUUCCUAAGUCGUGUGUUCAGCCAGGGUGCCAGGGAAGGGAUCUUGUGUGCUUCUUGAGUACAGUGGUACCUUGGUUCUCAAACUUAAUCUGCUCGGGAAGUCCGUUCCAAAACCAAGGCGCACUUUCCCAUAGAAAGUAAUGAAAAAUGGAUUAGCCGUUCCAGACUUUUAAAAACAACCCUUAAAACAGCAGUUUAACAGGAACAUUAAUCCAUAAAAUGAAAGCAAUAAACAAUGUACUGCAGUCACAAAAUCAAUCAGUCAGGAGCUGAACUGGGUUCCACACAGUCACACACACAUAAAAAGAGCCACAAAAACACAAAAUAAAUAGCAAAAACCUCAGCGUAACACUCAAAACGGAAGUGUGGCUCUCAAAUCGGAAGCGUAACACUCAAAAUGGAAGUGUGGCACUCAAAACGGAGCAUGUUCGACUUCUGAAAAAAGUUCACAAACCAGAACACUUGCUUCCAGUGUUUGGGUUCCAAGUUGUUUGAGAACCAAGGUACCACUGUCUUUCCAAACCCCAAAACAGGUGUGUGUGCAUUGGGGAGGGCACUUCCUCCCUCCUUUCAUCUCUCUUUUCUCUUGACCCAUUCUGUGAAAUCCCCACCUUCCCACCUGUCAGGGGAGAAAGACUAAAAGGCUGGUUUUGAGAGUGAAUUUAAUUCUGUUGUAGCCUGUUCUCUCUCUCUCACUCCCCACUCCCCUUUCAUUUUGUAAUACAGUGGUGCCUCACAAGACGAAAUUAAUCCGUUCCGCGAGAGUCUUCGUCUAGCGGUUUUUUCGUCUUGCGAAGCAACCCUAUUAGCGGCUUAACGGAUUAGCACUAUUAGCGGUUUAGCGGCUAUUAAAGGCUUAGUGGCUUAGCGGAUUAGCUGCUAAAAGGCUAUUAAAGGCUAUUAAAGGCUUAGCAGAUUAGAUAAAGGGGGCGAAAAGCGGAAAAAAAAUCUCAAGACUUGCAAGACAUUUUCGUCUUGCGAAGCAAGCCCAUAGGGAAAUUCGUCCUGCGAAGCAACUCAAAAACGGAAAACCCUUUCGUCUAGCGGGUUUUCCGUCUUGCGAGGCAUUCGUCUUGCGGGGCACCACUGUAUAGGCAAACACUCGUUCCAGAGGUGGUUUCUAAGGAGUGUUCUUUACUCUGAAUUGCCCACUUCUCGGCCUGUUGCCCCACAUGCAGACUUCCAGGGCACUGCAGGCCGAGGCAGUCAUGCGAAGGCCACACUUCUGUGGAGGAACCAGGCUGAGCCGAUUUCCACGUGGAGCCUUCUGAGAGCAGCCCCUCCUCGUUGUCCUUUAGCUUUGAGAUUUUUACCUAAAAGGUUUCCUGACUCUUGUUUUUCCCUUCUUCAGGCAUGUCUCCGAAUGACCUGGAUGCCUUUGUCCGCUUUGAAUUCCCCUAUCCCAAUGCGGUGAGUUUGGGCUGCUUCAUAGGUUAACUUUUCAUUAUCCUGUGGGAAGCAGCCAGGGAUCAUUUCCCCCUGGAUUUGUAUAUUUAUGUUGUGAACCGCCCUGAGAUCUAUGGAUAUGGGGUGGUAUUUUAAUAAAAAGAAAAAUAACAAUAACAAUUUAAAACUGCCUUUUCAAUAGCCAGCUGCAUGUAAUGCAGGUGUAGAAAAAGCCUGACGCGUGAAGCUGCUUUGAGGACGGUGGUGGGGUCUGCUUUGAAAUGCUCCGAAUCAGUUCUCUGGCAGGCGCCUGGUUCUUACUGCUUCUUUUCACAUUUCUGUAUUUGCAGGAGGAAGCGCAGAAAGACAAGACCAAUGUGAUCAAGAAUUCCAACUCUCCCGGUAAAUUUAUGUUUGUGAGCUUUAGGCCAUGCUAGACAGAUGGGAGGGCGGGGGAGAAUCACCUGACAGCUUCAGGGCCAAAGCAUGUGCACAUCACCAGGAAGGCCAUCAGUAUUGUUUUUCUUGUAAGUAAAAUUAAUACAGUAGUACCUUGGUUGUCAAACUUAAUCUGUUCGAAAACCAAGGUGUGGCUUCCGAUUGGCUGCAGGAGCUUCCUGCACUCAAUCGGAAGCCGCGUCAGACAUUCGGCUUCCAAAAAACAUUUGCAAACUGGAACACUUACUUGUUUGUGGCGUCCAGGAGCCGAUUUGUUUGGGAGUCAAGCCGUUCGACAACCCAGGUACCAAUAUAUUAGAGGCUGUGUGUGUUGUUGGGGGGGGGGACGGACUGCAGCAUGCAAGGGUGGGGAGGUUCAACCAUUCUCUCCCCUCCUGCAAUCCUUUUUUUUAGGAAGACCCCCAAAAAUUGUUGAGCUUUGCUUCUUUUCUUUUUUCUUUUUUUCUUCUUUUCUAACAAAAAAACCCAAACCCCACACUUUUACAAUUGACUUGACUUAAGAUCCAGGACAAAACGCCACAUGUAUGACAGCCCUAGCCUAAUAAAAUCCCCUCCGCCAUUAGCUUCAGAAAGGCAAAUGGGGCAUAGGGGGUGAAUAUCAGGAUCGUGGCUGGGGAGGGAAAAGUUAAAGCUGCCCUACACUUGCAUACUAUUAUAUUUUUUUAAUGGGUUGGCUUCCAAGUGACCUAUACAGCGCUGCAUGUGGUCUAGCCCUUAGUCACAGGGACAGCCCCACACCUGGAAUAGAGGGAGGUGCUGCAGGUCAGAUAUUGGACAGAGCUACAAAGCACUGGUAUACUGGGCUGGUCCCUUAGUUCUGUGUCUGGGUAUGGCAGACCCUCAUCACCGGCUGCUUUCUGAGGCCUCCCUUGUCCCAAGCACUUAGCUAGCUGUGCAGUAUUGGAAGUAAAUGUCCUUGCCAGGCUUUUACUGGGGGCAGCAAAGAAAACACAAUUACAGGGAGGAGAGCAGGUGAGGAUAGACUUCUCUUGUCAACACAGAAGCUUGGCAGUCUGAAACUCUGCUACAGGCUACCAGUUGAAGAACAGGGCUUUUGAUGGCUCAGCAGCCAGAGAUACUGCAAGACUUGUUAGUAGCAAGCCUGCAUCAUCAGAGGUGGCUUUGGAAAAUUGUUGGCCCUUUUGCUCCAUUGGGCUACUGCUGGUUUCAAGAAGUAUUGGCUCCUGGAUUCUAGUGGAGAAUAUUCUCAGUCCUUAUGUGCAAGUUGCUUCUGUGAAUAUGACAGCUUGCAGCUCAAACUGGUUUGAAGGCAAAGGUGUCUGGUGGAGUAUAUUGUGGCACAGACUUCCUUCUUGACAACAGUGAGCAUGAUUUGGGGGACGCUGGAAAAAGCAUGAGGAUAGCUGCCAGGUUUUCCCCGCCUCCCUCCCUCCUACAGAAUCUGCUGACUGACAUCUUAGGGUAUUUGAUGGCAAGGAGCAGUGGCAGCAUCAGAACUGCACAGUCUUUGGCUGUCUCAGUGUAAGUGCUUCUGGUGAACCAAGAAGCAAACGGAGGGGUUUGCUGUUGUGCUGAAACAUCGCUGUGGCCAAUGUUGUACAACCUGAUCCUGCCACGAUUUGCUUUUACCAGUGCAUAGAGUGCUUGCAUAGGGACGCAGGUGGCGCUGUGGUCUAAACCACUGAGCCUCUUGCGCCUGCCAAUCAGAAGGCUGGUAGCUCAAAUCUGGGGUGAGCUCCCGUUGCUCUGUCCCAGCUCCUGCCAACCUAACAGUUCAAAAGCACACUAGUGCAAGUAGAUAGAGAGGUACCGCUGCGGUGGGAAGGUAAACGGCGUUUCUGUGCACUCUGGUUUCCGUCACGGUGUUCCAUUGCGCCAGAAAUGGUUUAGUCGUGCUGGUCAAAUGACCCAGAAAACUGUCUGUGGACAAACGCCGGUUCCCUCGGCCUGAAAGUGAGAUGAGCACUGCACCCCAUCGUCACCUUUGACUGGACUUAACCAUCUUGGGUCCUUUACCUUUUAUCUUUUUUACCUAGGGUGUUUGUGAUGGGGUGAACAGUGGCAUAUCAAUGGUGCACAACAACUGUGUAAAUGCUCAGGAGUUGGAUUUGAGCCUUCCCAAGUUUUUUGGGGGGCUGGGCUUGAAGCAAACUGCAGGGACCCCAUUCCCUCCAACAAUGCAAGGCUGUUCCUUUCAGUGAUGAUUGCUCUUGGCCCUCACCUGAUGUCCAGUAACCUUCCCAUUUGGUAUCUCCCUCUGGCAGAAUUCCAAGAGAAGUUCAAGCUGUUUAUUAAUCGGGGGCACCGUGGGCUGAAAAGAGCCAUCCAGACAAAAGGCAUCAAGUUUGAAGUCGUCCAUAAAGGGUGAGCAAAAUGGAGGUUUGAGUGUUGCUGGCAGAAACCCGUAGUGACCUUCCUGCUGUGGUCAAACUGAUUGGAGGUGGGCCACCUUCAACAUGGAGGCUGCAUGUCUGAGUGGCCUGAGAGCUUUAAUAUGAGCGUUUUCAACUCUUCCAUGAAAUCUCACAUAUGUAUUUUAAAUAUGCAGUGCAGGAAGCACAGAAGAAUAGUAAAUUGUUGGGAUAACCGCUGUGCUUCCUUCUGGAAUAGUCCUGUCAAAUAACACCUUUGGAAGCAAGUAGCUUGAGGUGGGGAUUUUUGGUGGGGAAGCAUGCAGGGGAAAGGAAUACACCUCCCUCCCUAACAUGGUGGUCAUGAUCUGUGCCCCCUGCCCCUUCCUUGAUUUUUUUCUUAAGAAAGUAAAAUGGCAAGUCCCAGUUAUGUAUUUCAGGGUGUUUCUUGUAAUGUGUGGUUUGGUUCUUAGUGUCUGUGAAUGUGCUGAGAUUGCACAUUCUUUCAGGGCUAUUGGCAGAAGCACAAAAAAUAUGGAGGAGAAUGGAAGGAUAUUUAGCAGUCAAGGAGGCACUAACUGAAACAGGCUUCAAAGUGCUAUCAAAAGAGUGACAAAACAACUGAGACAAGGUGGCUUUCAUUCCACACAACGUACAGCUUCCACGUCUCACUUCUAUAAUGUGGUGGUGGCAGGACAUAAGUAGAAAACCCAGGAUGUGAGAUUGGGAAAUGUUUGUUAUGGGAGGAAGAAACUCAGGUUGGCUCAUUGACACACACAGGCAAGACAGGUGGGCAACUUAUAGCUCAGAUCCGCAUGUACUCAAAGCCAUAACUAAGCUGAAAGGAGGCAUCCAAGCUAUGAGUAGUUUUACUACAGGAAUGUUGGGGAGACUCUGCUGUAACCUUGCAGCAGUUCUUGUGGUAUGGUUAUUUUGAAAAGGCUAAGUGUUAGUUUUAUUGAAAGGGAGCAAGUAAGAGCAGAAUGAAAUUUGUGACUCUCUGAAUGAGGUCAUAAGUCUAAUACUUCCAUUUUCUCUGCAGAGGGCUGUUCAAAACUGACCGUGUAGUUGGAACUGCACAAUUGAAGUUAGAUGCACUGGAGACAGCUUGUGAGCUUCGGGAGAUUCUGGAGGUAAGCCUAAAUCCUUCCCUUUCUUCUCAGGCAUGAUGUGCAUGUAAAACCAAGCCCUCUAGCACAUGGGUAGGCAACCUAAGGCCCGGGGGCCAGAUCCAGCCCAAUUGCCUUCUAAAUCCGGCCCUCGGACGGUCCGGGAAUCAGCAUGUUUUUACAUGAGUAGAAUGUGUGCUUUUAUUUAAAAUUCAUCUCUGGGUUAUUUGUGGGGCAUAGGAAUCCGUUCAUUCCCCCCCCCCCCAAAAAAUAUAGUCUGUCCCCCCAACAAGGUCUGAGGGACAGUGGACUGGCCCCUGCUCUAGCAGAACUGAGAGAGGCUAGAGUGAAAUCAGAGUUUUGCUUUCACCGCAGACCAUGCCUUUGUGAUGCUUGCUGGAAGAAAUGUCACUGCCUUUCAAGGCCUUGGGCUCAGCAUGUCUUGGGGAGCGUCACACCCAUUUCAGCAUCCCUGUUGCAUCAGGGCAUCAGGAGUGGCCACUUUGCCACCUUCUGUACUGAAGUUAAAUGUGAAAUUACGUGCAAGGCCACAGUUCUAUAUAGUGGCCACAAAAAGUGCUAAAAGGACUGUGACAACAGUUUAUUAAUGAGAAUAAGUUUGGAACACAGUAAACAAGCUAUCAUGAGGAUUGCCAACUGAACAUUUAAACGAGGAUUACAAAAAAAACCCCCAUAUAGCACACACACACAUAUUGCAUUUGCAGAAUGCUCUAAGCAGCUGACAGCAGGCAGGCUUUUGGAUAAGGUCCCAUUUUGAAGAUCUUCCUGAGAUGAUAACUGCUAAAAACAUUCCUUCUGAGAAAUUGACAGACAUUCACACCACCAAUGCAAUUAGCUGCUAAGAGAGGUAUCCACACAUCCACCAAAAACCCAUCACCUCAAAAACAUUUCAAGGCCCAAUUACAGUUUUCAGAAGUGGAGGACUUCAGGAAUGUUGAUCUUUCUAAAUGUUGUUGUUGUUGUUGUUUACAGUGAGGGGGGAAAGUAUUUGAUCCCCUGCUAAAUUUGCCCGUUUGCCCCCUGACGACGAAAUGACCAGUCCAUAAUUUUAAUGGUAGGUUUAUUGUAGCUGUGAGAGACAGAAUAACAACAGGAAAACCCCACAUCAAUCUCUGACUUUUGUCUUCUGGGUUUCUGGGGGUUUUCCUGUUGUUAUUCUGUCUCUCACAGCUACAGUAAACCUACCAUUAAAAUUAUGAACUGGUCAUUUCUUUGUCAGAGAACAAACGGGCAAAUUUAGCAGGGGAUACUUUUUUCCCCUCACUGUAACUCCAUGUGCACCUCUAUAUGAUUGUGAAUAAAUGAGUGGCCUAGAUUAGAGUUCUGAACUAGCCUUCGCUGCCUGCUCAGCCAGCCUCCCUGUGGAACUUGGGAGAGCAGUUUCUCCAGGCUUUGGUUUGCCAUCUGCCACGUAGUCGAAAAGACAGAGAUGCCAGUUCCUCCCUCAGCACGCUGAGGGCCAAAAGGAACAGGCUGCAUCGUUCUGCCGUACAGAUUGACAAGUGUGAACGAUGAGCAUUUGGUGCUGGCGGGGAGAAGUUCAGAGCGUUGUGGCUUCACACUAAUUGGGGCGCCUCUCUCUUUUUCUUUUCUCUGCCUAGCUUUUGGAUGGUCGGCGGCCCACAGGGGGCAAGUUGGAAGUCAUUGUGCGUCUGAGAGAGCCGCUGACCUCCCAGCAACUGGAGACGACGACGGAGAAGUGGCUGGUCAUUGACCCCCUCACGAUGCCACCAGUAAGAGCCAAACUGUUCUCUGUGUCCCAGAAGCUUUCCAUCAAGAGCAAAGCUGGUUUGGGUGGCACCCGAAAAGUUGUUCUGAGUGUGGCUUUGCAAAGGUUCUGGCCCUGUGCCCAAGCCCUUGCUCAGCUGAGGCUGGCAAGAAUAUGAACCAUAUGGAAUCUGUGGUUAGUGCUCAUCCUAGAGGGUAUCCAGCCUACUGUGCCCCUUCCGUCACCUCGUUUCUGUGGCUCCAUUUUCUUUUCAAGAAAUGAAUUUCAGCUGUGUUACCAGAGUCCAAACUUUGGUUUCUUCAGAAAUGGAUGUGGGCCAAAAGCGUGGCUAAUGACUAAGCGUGGCUUGAAAUGUCUCCAGCAAUUGUUGCUAUUCAGAUGCUGGUUUCCUGCCCACAGGAGCAGCAUAUUGUGAUGGGAAGAGGCAGAUGAUUGUCCAGCCCUGUGCAUACUGUCUGCUUAAAAAAAUAUAUUAAACGAGGGGGGGAGGGCAAUUUGCAGCCUGGACAAAUCUGGCAAAUAUUUUAAGUAAUUUAUUUUGCGCUUGUAAACUAUUUUGCAUGUUUUAUUCUGAGUUUGCUGGUGAGGUGAGGCAAGGAAUUCUGCAGAGCACUGACAUCCCAACCUCUGACCCCUCAGAUUUCACCAGCCAUUGUCCUACACAGUUUCUUUUUUUAAAAAAAUAGUAAAGUUUUAUUAGUUUUCACAUUUUUAUACAUAUUAUCUUUCACAUAUAUCCAAUUACAAAGUUCCCUGAACCUUCCAACUUCCCUUCCAUGGGUUCUUAAAUUAAAUUUUUUUUUUUGCUUAUUAUAAUUUUUCCAACUAUUAUGUAUCCUUAUUUUAUCAUAGUCAAUUUCACAUUACAAAUGUCAUUACAACGCUACCAAUGUUUUUAACAGCUUACAGUGGUUUUUCAAGUAAACUAUAAAUUUACCGUACUCCAGUCUCUAACAAAUACUUGAUCUUCUUGGUUUCUGAUCUUCCCCAUCAGUUUCGCCAUUUCUGCAUAAUCCAUCAAUUUUGUUUGCCAUUCUUCCUUUGUUGGUAAUGCUUCUUCUUCCCAGUAGCAUUCUCGCUGCCGUCAUUGCAUACAUAAAAAGUCUUUUAUCUUCUCUUGCUACUUCUUCCCCUACUAAACCUAAAAGAAAGGCUUCUGGUUUUUUAACAAAUGUAUUUUUAAACAUUUUCUUUAAUUCAUUAUAUAUCAUUUCCCAGAAGCUUUUUACCGUACAUGACCACCACAUAUGGAAAAAAGUACCUUCUUUCUCUUUACAUUUCCAACACAUAUUUGAUUUAGUUUUAUACAUUUUUGCAAUCUUACUUGGUGUUAGAUACCAACGGUACAUCAUUUUCAUGUGAUUUUCUUUCAACGCACAGCAUGCUGUAAAUUUUAUUUCUUCUCCCCACAACUUUUCCCAAGAUGAAAGUUGGAUAUUAUAUCCAAAAUCACUAGCCCAAUGUGUCCCACACAGUUUCAGCUACGUCUUCACAAUUCAUAAGGGCUUCCUCCCCCACCCAAAUGAAAGCUGAGAUUCUUAGGGCACCAAACUCUGUAGGCAAUACCAUGUGCUAUGACUUUUCUACUUUCAUAGAUUUGUUUGGCAUGCUCGUAACCCCGAUCAUGUCCUGGUCUCUGCUGUCAGCUCCCCACCCCGCUUCUGGAAAGUGGGCUGAAAAGCUUGACCAGUCUUGCAUUGUUGAAAUAAAUGUGGCUAUGCCAGACAUACAGGAGCAAAACAGUAUUUGUUUUCUUCACCCAGGUUGCUCUUCCCAAACCCAAGCCAGCAAUAGCUCCUGGGAAGGAUGUGGGCAGUAGGUAUGUAUGUUCUUGUGCCUUUGCUGGGGUCUCCUGAGUUAGCUCCAUGCAUAAUCUGUGGGGAAAUCUUAACUCCUGUCCUUCCGCUCUCCUUUUCAUUCUUUUCUUACUUCGCUCUCGGCUCAAGAAGGCACAUGCAAGACCCAAGGCAUCUCACAAAAAAGCAGUAGGGCAGGUGUGCCUGCUUCAGGGUGCUUUUGAGUGUUUUGGGGGCAGCAGGGUGGGGAAAGACAGGGCAAUCUGACCUGGAGGUCACAGUUAACCAGGAAGUUCUCCUGUGUAAGCCUUGUUGACAUGGGUUUUAUUUGGAAGCUGCUCUGAGUAUUAUUUUACCAAAGGCGCUUCAGGAUACAGACUCCGCUAACCCAGAAAUAGUACCUGGGGUUGAGAACCUUACCUCAGGAUGAAACGGAAAUCGUGCAGCAGCAGUGGGAGGCCCUAUUAGCUAAAGUGGUACCUCAGGCUAAGAACAGUUUCAGCUUAAGAACGGACCUCCAGAACGAAUUAAGUUCUUAACCCAAGGUACCACUGUAGUUCAUUUUCGUUUAACUUGGGCAGAAGACCUUCCUGGUGGAUUGCACCUCAUGGAUCAAUUCUGCUCUCCUGACUGCGUAACGCUGCAUGAUGCCGGUCUGACUUUCUGAUAGAAAGGCCUCCGUCAAAUAGCAGUUCUGCUGAGGAGACAGCUUGCCGUGACCAUACAGAUAAGCUGCAUCGUUCUUGGCUACUGAGACUUAUGAAUAAACAGGAAUUGAAUAGCCCAAGUUGUCAAAAGUGGCAAUGUAGCUUCUUGUGAGGAUUUUGUAAUGGAGCUUCUGAUGCCACAAGAGCCUCUUUGCGUAGGCCCUUAGUGCCUUAGGAGAGUGUAUAAGAACCAUACCUGUUCUAAAGUUGGCACACAGGGCAGGGGAAGCUCCAAGCCUCAUCUAUCUUCUGUACAGUAGAGAGAACAGAGGCAGUAAGUGAAGAAGUUUAUUCAAGGCCACACUAUGAGUCAGUGGCUGAGACAAAGCAUGAGAAGAGCCUUGCUGCUGGAUCAGACAAAACCCUAACAAAUUCAGCAUCCUCUUUGCCACAGGGGCCAGCCAGAUAGAUAGAUGCCUUUGAGAAGCCCAUAAGCAAGUCUCCCAGAUUUGCCCAGUGCUUUGCCCACCAAACUACACCAGUUACCAUCGCGUAGGGUUUUUGAUAUUUGAAUUCCCUGUUAAGGGAGCAUGAUGGACAGUUGGAUGGUGUGCACAGAGGCAGGUGUCCAGCCCAGCACCUUUUGCUCUGCCAGUGGCUGUUGAUAGUCUCUUCUAAUUUCCCUUCCAGAACAUCCAUCUGCUCCCUGCUGUAGCCAAGCCAGCUCUGAUUGGACCUUCCUUCUCUCAGGCCUUGAAGGCUCCCUUGCACAGAGAAUGGUUUGCUCCUGCCGGCUCUGGACAAGAAAAGAAAUGUAGGACAGCUAGAGAGGGCAAAGAGCUCUGGGAGGUUGUAUGGGCACAAAAGGUUUUGUGGCAAUUGGCAGGAAGGCAAAGUAGUUAAAGCUUCAAAAGAACAGGUACAAUUUUGCACGGUGAAUAACGAGCCCAGAAUCGACCCAAGAUAUUUUGGAGGCUGAGGCAGGAGGUCCAAAGGACACCUCCCUUUCCUUUGAGUAACAUGGGAGACUGCUGUGCCUCUUUCAGGUCCCAUUCUGUGGGGCUCGCUCAGGAGGGCAUGAAGGUGGAUUGUGCCACAUACUACAGGUUGGUUUGUCUCCCGCUCUGAUAAUGAUGCCCUGAAUCAAUGGGUUGAGACAGUUUCCUAACUUUUCUCAUGGAAGGGCCUGCUCCCAGCUAGCCAUAGCCAAAAGCCUCUCCUGUAACUGGAGGAGCAGUGAGAGAGGAAGAUGUCUCAAACUGGCAUUCGAACUGGCGGCCUGGAUAGACCGUGCCUGUCUUGUGAAACUGUGCAAUCUGGAUGGCACCACUCAAACAAACAGGAAAUCCAGCAGGAUAGAUUUUUGGUCUGAUAACAGCCUGGCAUUUCCUGUAGGGUUGAGAAACAAAGAGCAUGAGGAACAGGCAGAGCAGCACUAGGGCAUUGUGCAGGCUUUGCAACAAGGGCAGUUUCAUGUUCCCAGGGGUAGGGCCUAAGAUGGGAGAGAAGUCGGGAUCAACCGGCUAGCAAGGAAGAUUCCUGAAUGUGAUUGGAGGCAUUCUGAAAGGAAAAGGGGGUGCUGAGGCCAAGGUGUAAGGCAGAAUGCUUGCCUGGAAGGUUCUCUUGUUCUGAAUGCAAAUGACAAAGAGUGUCUCUCUUGCCUCAAAUCUGCCAUGUAGCUGUUUACCAGACUGGAUUUGUCUGUCCUGGGUUGAGAACAGCAUGAGAAACAGCACCGGGCAUGAAACUUCAGAGCUUUCCUCGCUCCUUUGGCCAGUCAAUCUUCAAACCCAACCCAACCCCAUUCAUCUUGCUCUUGUGGUCCUUUAAAACCUGUCCUGUGGCAUUCUAGCAAAUGAGAAAUUAGCACGCUGCCUGUCAACAGGUCUGAUCAGGAGUGUCCCUGUGUGCGUGCUGGGCUGCCUUUUCUCUCAGAGUUGUCAGGAAGAAGCCCACAGCAGCUCCUGAAUCUAGAACCUGAGGGAUCCUGGGCAGCAAUUCCAUCUGCUUGCCCACCAAACUCUGGUCCCCAAGCUAGGGGCCUCUGCUGCAGCUGAUGUGCCUGGUUCUUGCCCCCCUGCCUUGGCAGGAGUCAGCUGUGCUUGUUGCUUGGGCAUGAAGUUGGCAGGCACACACCCAAUCCAUAUCUGCUUCUCCAAGAUGGCAGUUGCCUGCUUGCCUCUGCCUCAUUCUCUGUGCUGUGUUUCUGUUGCUGGCCUCUUCUGAGGUUAACCAUGCUGCACUUUCUUUCCUUGCAGCAAGCCUGUCUGCACUCUGCACAGCUUCAAUGUCCUCGCUUUUGACAAGGAGAGGCUGGAGAAAAAGGUCAGUAAUGUUUAUAAGGGUGGUAGUUACUAAUUCCAGCAUCUCCAUGUACAUGGUGCUUUAGCGUAACAUUGGCCAAAAGUCAGGCUCCCACCUCAAAGUAAAGGUAAAGGGACCCCUGACCAUUAGGUCCAGUCGUGGCCGACUCUGGGGUUGCGGCGCUCAUCUCGCUUUACUGGCCAAGGGAGCCGGCAUUUGUCCGCAGACAGUUUUUUCCGGUCAUGUGGCCAGCAUGACUGAGCCGCUUCUGGCGAACCAGAGCAGCACACGGACACACCGUUUACCUUCCUGCCAGAGCGGUACCUAUUGAUCUACUUGCACUUUGACGUGCUUUCGAACUGCUAGGUUGGCAGGAGCUGGGAGCGAGCAACGGGAGCUCACCCCGUCACAGGGAUUCGAACCACCGACCUUCUGAUUGGCAAGUCCUAGGCUCUGUGGUUUAACCCACAGCGCCACCCACGUCCCUUCCACCUCAAGGUGCUUGCAGACAAUUCUUGAGACUGUGCAAUGGACAACGAAAGGAUGGGAGGAAACAGGAGACACAAGUUUGACAAGUGAGACACUGGUAUGUCUUACAUUUUGAACAGUUGUGUUCAUUGUCCCUCAAAAGAACAAGGCACGGGCUUGAUGGGAGCAAAACUGCAAGCAAACAUUGAAUCUUGACUUCUGCAAACUGACUGAAACAUGCUGAAGACACUAGGAAUAUCUAAUUUACAAAGCUAAUGGUUGCAGGAGGGGCAGGAAGCUCAGUCAGAAAUCUCAGCCCUGUCUCAAAGUUGCUGUGCUUCCUUAGGGCAGCGUAUAAUGCUUAUGAUUUUAAAAUCUGCUUACCUUAGUAGUGCAGUAGUCAUCUGAAGUGUUACAGUACAGCAAAAACACCCAAGGUUGGACAAGACAAAUCUCUAGGGAAUGUGUGAGUGAUGCCCUUUCAAAAUGACCUAAAAUGAUGUCUUCUUCCCAACCCUCAUAACCCUUGGGCCCUGCUUGGCAUUCCUGUCUCGGCUAGGUAACAAACAACUAAAAGGGCAGUCGACUGGAAGAAUCUUGUAUUUUGCUCUCUCUGGGCUAUUUUUGCCUGCUUUGGCUUCAUAAACUACCUUUUUAUUUUAGAAAAAAGAAAUCUGCCCUUUAAUUUCAUUCUGCAGAAGGAGUCUCACCUGAGGUCAGCAGACUCCGGUCCAAUUUAAAAAGGAAGUGUUGUGUGGCAAACUCAUAUGGUGAAGUCUUGCCUUCCUUCUGCCUUUAUGUGGCCGGAUCUCUCAGGUGACCAACUCUCUCUUAGUCACCUGUUCAGGUGUGCUGCUCACUGUUGCUGUGGCCCUGGAAAAGCCGUUUCCCAGCCUGUGCAUGCACUUGUCAGCCAGACAGAACGUAAUCACAGAAGGUCCACUUCUUACUCCCAAAGUUGAGUGCUCUGUCCUUUCCCUGAGAACGUACACAAACCCUCCUUCCUUUGCUGGCAGAUGGCAGGAUACAAACAAGUUGGCCAACGACCUCCUAACGACCUAGUGGAACAGCACCAGAACGUUAUACGGAUGAUCCAGUGGCAGAAGUCCCAGCUUCAGCACGGAGGCCCAGCAGUCAUGAAAGGUACUUUGCGAUGAAAGCCCAGCCACGAAGGCCCCAUUCCGAAUGCUUGGGCAAGUGAACAUUUUCCCCCUUUCUCUGUCGGUUCAUAUUGAAUUGGUGUGUUAAAUUGCCUUAGCAGGAAGUGCUCAUUGAGGGGGUUCAGUUCACUUUGAUUUAUUGUGUUUAGCAAGCAGCCGUUGCACACAUGAAAAUAACAAGAAUAAGAAUACUGCUAAUAAUAGUGGUUUACAUUUCUGCUCCCCGACCUUUACAGGAUAAAUCAUUUCUCAUACCCCCGCCCUUUAAGUUUUAUUACACAAAUUUGUAAAGCUUUGGAAGGAAAUUUGUAUGUUCUAAAGGAUAUAUCCCUCUCUACAUCAGACAACAAAAAACAGGUCUUUGCAAGGGAUGUCUUUCCCUUCUGCGAUCUCAACAACAGGUGGAUGUAAUUGUUUCUAAGAUCAUUAUAAAAAGGGCAUUGAAAGAGUACAUGAGUUAUGUCUUCUGUUGACACAGAGUUGCAGCUGCAAAUUCUAUCCUUCUUAGGAAUUCCUUUAUGUCAGCCCGUCCAAUCGGCUAACAGAAGGACAUUUAGUCUUGCCUGUGCAAAGACUACCCUCAUUUUAACAUUUGGCAAAUCUACCAGAUAUCUUGGCAGGGAUGGAUACAAUGGAAUAAUUUUUUAAAAGCUUACAAUUUGUUAGAUUGACAGAUCUUUAUCUCAGCAGUUUGUGAUUGCAUCUCAGUGUCUGUAAGCCCUUGGAAUAUUAAUUCUUUGGCUUUCUCAAAACUGCAUCACAAGGAAGGAGGCAGAGUCCCAACCUCUGGGGUUGGAGGGGGCAGAGGUGAAGGGGAUGCAGUUGGACACCGGAGCUGUUCCUUAGUCAUGUCUGAUCUUUACUCCACAGAAUACCUGACCCAAUUGGAGCGGUACCAGCAGUGGUAUACAGAGGCAGCACGGCGCCUUGGCAGUGAAGGAAAGCGGGUAUGGUUCCUCAGUCCCCCCAUCCACUCCAUUUUAUAUCUAGAUGGGAUGUGGUGGGGGAGCAAAAGACCUCAGAUCCCCUUUUUAAAGCCUCUUGGUUGCACCAAUGCCUGCCUGCUUAAAGGAGCACCCCUGCCUGGUGCAACGAGAGCCUCUGUAUCUACUUAACUGCCUGCUCUGUGUGUGUUUAUUUGGCAGGAUGCAGCCAAGGAUGCCCUUUACAAGCGCAAUCUGGUUGAGGGCGAGGUGAGUGUGCUUAUUGUCACGCAAGCUGCUGUUUCUGCUGUUCUCACUCAGUCACCUCCCACUAGAAUAGUCAAAGCAGGCUGAAUGAGUCAGUCGUUGGGACCAGAGGAGCGUUUCCCAGACUGGUCCUGCCUUCACUGAUCCCCUGGUCUUUUGCAGGGUGACUGAGGUCUCAUCCAGACUGCCUUUUGUGCCAUGUUUCUAGGCACAGGUCUGGGAUUUAAAGCUCCAUGUCCGAGCAUUUUUGGUUUGUUUUUUAUUUUUGUCCCGGCGCUUUCCCCAGGAAAACCCACAUUUUACUGCUGAAUUGGAGCAAGUGGCAAUCUGCAGAAAACUCCAUUGCCAUUUGCUCCAAUUCAGCAGGAAAAUGUGGAUUUCCCCAUAGAAAAUGCCUGGACAAAAAAAGAAAGAAAAUCGCUUGAACAUGGAGUUUUAAAGAGCAAACCUGUGCCUGAAAAGCAUGGUGCAACAGAAAGUCUGGACGAGGCCUGGGAGAGCUUUCUGGAAUGAUUUUAAGCAGUGCCGUCAAAUUGAGCACCUGCAGCAGCACACAGCUGGAACUUUCUGGCUUGUUUGGCGCUGCCGCCUCUCUAGGUGGUUCGUUUCCCAAAUCGCUUUUGGGCAGAGUGCUCUGUGGACUGUUCCCCCUUCUGUUGUCCCUCUCUGAAGACCUAGAUCCUCAUGAUUCAGAAUGUUUCCUCCACCUCUCCCAAUGUUAAGGACUGCAUGACUUGAAUGUGCUCAUUUUAAAGCCUUUGACAGCUUAGGACCAGGUGAUUUACGGGAUCCACCACCUAUCUCCAUGUGUCUGUAUAUUAAGAUCUUCUAUGGGUGCCACUGCCAUGGGAAGUAAAGGGAGAAAGGCCUUUUCCGUAGUGGCCCCUCAGUGUUAGCAUGCUCUUCCCAGAGGGAGCUCUUCUGGCACCUAGGAUGCUGUUGUCUCUUUGGCAUCUUUUUGUUCUAAGCUUCUUAGUUUGAAUUGGAUUCUGUCGUUUUGUUAUGCUGCUUUGAGAUCUGCAUUGCAACAUUCACUGUUUUUAUUGAUUUACUUCAUAUAUUCACCCCCUUUCCUCCAAGAAGCUCUGGGUGGCAGCUUAUGAUGAUUAAUUAGACUUAUUGGCUGCUUGUUACUCAACAGCUUUGCUUUCCUUUUUUGUGGCCCACCCUGGAAAUUUGAUGAGAGGGCAAUCUAUAAAUGUCCAGAAUCAAUCAAUGGUGCUCUUGGUGCCAAGGCUGGGGGUCCUGUGGUCUUCCAGGUGUUGCUGGCCUACAGCUCCCGCCAUCCCUGACCGUUGGCCCUGCUGACCAGGUGCUGGGAGACCAACAGCACCUGGAGGGCUGCCGCAGGUUCCCCUUCCCUGGUUUGUGCCCUUCCGUUUCCUGAAAGAGACCAUGGUGGCAGAAGCACUGACUGGCAAACCCAUUUGCCUUCCAGCUGCAGAAGUUUCGCAAAUGAAGAAAGUGGCGGAAAUGUGGAAGUCUUGGAAUCGCCGGGUCAAGCAACUGCUCUCUUCCUACGUGGCCUUUUCCCCGCUGCAGGAGAACGGGGGUUUGGAGAGCAGGGUGGGGAGGGCUCCAUGUAUGCUGAUGGACCGGCAAUGCUGCAAAGCACCUCUGGCGGUGGGCUUUUUCUAGCCUUUGCUGGGUAAAUAAGAAUGAAUGGAGACUCCUUUAGUUUCCCCAUCAGUGGAGCAGGUUAUGUGACACUGCUAGCUGGAGACAAUCCAUGUGACGGUUGCCUUGGCACUCUGUCCUCUGGCUCAGCCCAGCCUCCCCAAGGUCCAUAAUGAGCCACUUUCUCAGCAGGGAGAAGGGAAAGAACCCCCCUCCCUUUCUCCUUGUUUUCCCAGCUGCUCUAGCGGCAGCUGCUGGGUGCACCCUCAUUUACAGCUUGAAACAGGUUUAGCUCCAAUGGCUCCCCACCGCAUAGUAACCUGGGAGUGAUAGUUUUGAGAGAGUGCUGAGUAGAAAAGCCCCUUGAUGGAACUUCAGUGCCCAGAGUUCCUUGGUCCAGAGUUAUUGUGUCAGCAAGAGAGAAGCUUGCAGCUCUCUUAAACUUGCACUGCAGAUAUGCUCAGAGCAUCUUGCCUCCUCAGCCCCAGAGAGAAGGCCCCACAUUAUUCAACAUGCACCGAAUUGACUCAUUUAGGAAUUUGGCACCUUCUAGUAUAUCCCCCAGCCUAUGUGGUCUGCACUCAGCUCAAUGCCCCCUUUGCUGCCCCUCUAUGCCUUCUACAUCAAUCCUCCAUUGCACCAGGCACUUUGCACCUAUACCUCUCAUGAGCUCUGCUUGUUUGCCCUUCUAUGGGUUUAUUUCUUUGGGGGCUGUAGAGAGCUAAUAGCUCGCAGCUUUUAACUGACCUGAUCCCUCCUGAGUGGCCAAGAGGACCUAGCAGGAUGCUGGCGUGACGCCUUGCUUGCCGGCUCCCGUGAGAACCCAGCCUCUGAACCUACUUUGGGUUCCUUCAGAUGUCUGUGGUGGAAGACCCUGCAAAGAGGGCAUCCUUCUUGACCAGCAUCUGCCCCUGCCCCUGCUAUCUGUGCGGCCCAUUUCCAAGUAAGAAAAAUGACUGAGCUCAACGACUGUUGCUGGGUCUUGAUCUCUGAGAGGGCUGCCUGCUUUUUUAAAUUAUUGUUGCAAUUAAUGUUACUGCCUUUGGGCUGCCAAAGGAAGAAACACAGGGCUGAGACUACCUGCCCCUGCUAGAGAACAGCAUAAGAGACAGGUGAGGGAGAGCAUAGAGGCGGCUUCCGUCCCCCAGCAGCGGCCUGUUGACAACUAGGUUGCUCAAGCGCCAGCUCUGUUCUGGUGCGCAGAGACUUGUAAGACACAGUCCAUUGGCUGCAGCUUGGAGCAGGGCUUGUGCUGGCCCCUGGCCCAGACCAUGUGUCUUUCCUGGUGGGGGGUGGUGUUAAGUAAUUGCCAGUUUCUUGGCGUGUUGGAUGGAGUAUCCCGCAUCCUCUCUGUAGUCCCUGCAGUUGGGGGAGGCAUGCUGCUGUAGUCUGUGGGGUGUCCUCUUUCUGCACUGGGGCACAUUGGUGUGGCCCUGUGGGGGGUCUGGGCUCCCCUUGGGCAGCUGGAAAUGUGACCUUUUAUGAAAGUGUUCUGUUUCCUAUAUUAGGUUAAAGAUGUUUUAAAGGGUAAGAAAUUAACUCAGGGUUGCUGCUGCUCAGGAUGGUUGAGGUGACGAGCUGCGGGUGAGAUCUUGCACUCCUGCCCCUGCCCAAUUCCUUUUUAAACCAAAAUUUAACUUCUCACGUCCCUGGACAGAGGAACGAUAAAGGGAAACAAAUGCUCCAGGCAGCCUUUCUUUCCUGACCCCCAUUCUUACCACCCCCUCUUUGGUAUUAGGGAAAUUGGAUUUUUAUACAAGUGCCUACCUCCAUGGUUGUUGCUCAGCCAGAGGCGUUGAAAGCCAAUGCUAAAAACCAGAGGCCGUGAAUCUGACUGUGUUACGGCUUUUAUUUUAUGCUUGGAGUGACAUAAAUAUAUAAAGUUUUUAGGGUGGGGGGAGUUCUAAAAACCUCUGUAAAAAAGACGUACUGGAAUCUUGCACCAAUAAUAAACCUUGUUGAAACCUCAUUUUCUUCUGGGUUGUGUUGAUUGGGUCAUCUGGGCAAUGAGACGGUCAUUCAUGUGGAAUCUUGCAAGUCAUCCCUCUUCUCACUUCAAACUGAAACAUCUCUUGCUUCCCAGCAAUCUGCAAGUAAGGUGCAAACUGCACCCCCCACAAAAGCCCUCGCACAAUCCACUAAGCCAACAUUAGUUUCAAGUGAGAUGAGAUGGUGUGGAGGACAGAGAGAGGAGGGUGGCCUUGAAAAGCAGGUAGACGUUGACUUUCAGGAUGAAUAAAGUCUUUCCUGGUUCCCUACAUGGAUUCCCUCGUUCCAGCUGUGACUCAUGUGAUCCUGGCUAGGGUGAUGUUGCCUGGCCUUUCUACAGGGGAAACCAAAGGCUUGUGAUGAAUCUGGGCUCAAAACCCAGUUUCUUAACUAUGGAGCCUCCCCUCCCCAUGUUGUCUUGAGAUUUACUCAAACAUUUGCCCAUGUGGGGCAUCCAGAAGCUGCCAGCUGGUUCUGUGUGAUGGAUUCUAUUCAUCUCCUCCCUUGCGAAGAAGAGCUGGACCGGCGCUGGGGCUUGUGACACGCAGAAAACAAGUUUGCAUUUACUCUAAGGGAUAAACUUGGUUGUCUAGAUUAGGUAACACCUCUGUCACCCAACAGGGACGGUUUGGGUG